Xyrichtys novacula (pearly razorfish) is the source of this 55194-nucleotide messenger RNA. The record is from the annotation of a GenBank genome assembly. Lineage: Eukaryota; Metazoa; Chordata; Actinopteri; Labriformes; Labridae.
AUGACAAUGGAUUACUUUCUGCUUUUAUGCAGCCUCUUGCUGCCUGUGGUGUCCUCCGUUGAAGGUAAGACAUUUCUUCUUUUGGUUUUCUUUGGCAGGGGGCUUGAAGCGUAUUUUUCAUGAGCCAGCACCCAUGCCUGCCAGUCCUAGACUGGGCGCCACAGCGGGUGAGGCUCCUGUCUCCCAAAAUUCUUCAUUUUCUGUCUUCUUCGUAUUAAAACCAGCGUUUCAUUUCCAAAGUGGCCAUCUGGCUUUUUAGGGAUCUCUAAUGGCAUUACUGGCUUUACGCAGCCAGGCGCUGUAGCCGGAGCAGAUUUCACUCCACGAUUGUUAUGCGCGUUAAGCAAAGCUCAUCCAUUUCAAUAGUUGUGUAUUCUUCUUUUUGUUGGAGAAGCUACUGCGGGGUGCUGCGGCUUUCUUCGUCACUUAGGGGGAAAUUAGCUCCACACUGUAGCCCAUCGGGGAGUCGCGGCUCCGAGACCCCCACCAGACACUUUCCCUCAGGUCGGCUGCGUGUAUUUUAGUACUGUGUGAGUGCGUGGCCUUUUGACUUGUGGACCAACAAUCUGAGGUCAAAGAAAACACUCGAAAAAGUUGUAAAAGUCUAUUUUUGUGGACCUGAGAAUUAGUCAAAUCUGUUAAAUGAAUUUUAAAUUGACCAAAAAUUGAAUGAAAAAGUGAAACAGAAAUUGCAAAUGUAAGAAAAUACCAGCACUCUCAUCAGUUUGGAUUUCAUCUUUAUUCGUGUUGUCAUUUUUUAAGUGGCAUCGAUUGAAUGUUUACAGUGAUAUUUCAUAGCAGUCCCUCCUAAUAACAAAGCCAUCUGUUCUAGCUAAGCGUGGAUGUUUGCCGUGCGUAAAAAUCGAUGGGAAAUUCUAUCUCUCUUUGCUCGAUUGCGAGGUACACUCUCUCUCUCUCUGUGUCUUAUCCUCUAUGUUGAAAUUACAGUCUUCUCUGUAUUCGGGGGAGAUGAGAAUAAACUGACAAGUGGAAAUAAGGUUGAAAGGGGCCUAAAGCUUGACACUUUGAAUACUGGAGCUCCGGCGAGGCUUGUGAUGCCAGUAGGAAAGUAGGACAGUGGGCCAGUGGCUCAGUGAACGCCUUUCUCAUUCGGUUUGUUUCUCGACCUGUCCUGUCUGUGUCUCAGGGGUUUUUACUGCCUGGGAUUAACUGAAAUGUGUCUGAAAUAGAUAUCCAUGAUAGUUUUGACUUUUGUUUCAAAUGUAACUGACGAACUAGUCAUGUACAGUGUGCAAAAUACAGUAGAAACGCUGCACGCCGAAACAACAAAUGAACACAACGCCUUGUAAAUAACACGAUUUGCUUCUCUCCAUUGCGAUGCAGUGUAGUUAGACCUAUAAUCAUUCAAAAGUAAAAUUAUGUUUUGCACUCGGUGUGACAGCAGUUAUGAGUUUGAUUUUCGGUUGCUUCUGUGCUCACUUUCCAGAGUCCUGACCCCCAUAUGAUAAACAUCCGCAGGCCUGUUCCAGUCUGUGCUGCAAGAGAGAAAAAAAUAAAGAUCCCACUGCUGCUUGAGCUCUUAAUGAAAGCACAAUUCUGCCGAAAUUGCUUUUUACACCAAAGUGCUUCUUCUGCACAGAGCAGAGUGAAGCUUAUCUGAUCUGAUUUACUGCUGUACUGGUAGGCUACAUAAGGAACAGGGUGGUAGAAGACGGUCUGAUAAGAGAUGUGACUCUCUCGGCGAAUAGAAACAUCACUGAAACUUUUUAUGUUGCUAAAUUAAGUUCUGAAUUCACAACCGUCUUAAUUGGGGUGUUUAGAGCUGGCUUUAGUUAUGUUUUUUAUUACCUUCUCCUAUGCAAAAUUAUUUUGAAACCCUAGUCCUUUAUUUUGCUAUGGACCCCCCCGGACCGCUCUCCGUGACCCCUGCAGGUCACCGGACCCCAGUUGGGAACACUGACUUAAAACACAUGGCUUGAAUGGAUGAGUGGAUUCUUGCUGUGCAGAAGUUUUGGGGGGCUCCAGUGGAAGAUCCACGGAGAGAAAGAAGUGAACGAAAGAAAGAGAGAAACAGAGGGAGAGGUGGUGUUUUCCUGAUGGUGGCGAGUUAGCUGCGCGCAAACCUGAAGUUGACGAUUAGAACAAACUAUUCAUGCCAUAAAUUGUAACUGGUCGACCUAUGUGGAGGUUUUACCAAAGCUUUUAAUGCAGCCGGGUGAUUUAUGGUGCCUGCUGGAGCUUCUUUCUGGGUUUAUGGAGAUUUAGGGAGAAACACGCGGCCUGCUGGGGAAGUUUCCCCGGCCCCACCGUGCGUCUCUGCCCGGGUCCACGGGUCACAGCGCUCAGGGACAGCUUCUUAAUGAAUUCAUGUUUUCUUUCCUUUUUUUUUUCCUCUCCCCUCUUUUUCGUAUCUCCUUACUAGUUUCACAUCCGCUCCUCAAACAGGACUACAGCAGUUUCAGCCAAUCCUCAGUCGUGUAUAUUUAGCUUGCUUUUAAUUAUUUAUUAUUGGCCUAUCGCAUUCUCUCUUUAACACAUCGCUGCAAAAAAUAGUGCCGAAGAAAAAACUAAAUAUUUGACAAAUUGUAUCACAAACUGUAAUCCAAAGUGGCUCAAAUAAAGCCCAUUAAAGGCUUUGUUGAACGUGAUUUCUGUUUCAGUCGAUGUUUAGUGGAAACUGAUUAAAAAGAUAAAGAAAUAUUAAUACCACAUCAUCUAAAUGUGUACAUUUGACUCGCCAGGUGUGUUCAGGAGAGUCUGUUUUCAAUUUAACUGUGUAUUUUGUGUAAAUGUGAACAUGAUCAUGUAUGAUUGUGUAUUUCUAUGUCGUUUAUUAUGAAACGUGAAUCAGGAGGUCAGAGUAAGGCCUCGCUGGGUUGUAAAAAGGCCGUGGCUGUUGAACUCCAGGCUGCUCUCAGAGUGCUGCAGGAGACAAAUUGCGCCGAUGACAGUCCUGUGUAGCGCACAGGCGCUGUGGUUAGUCCUGGGUGUAAAUUACUGGUGAUGAAGGGAGGAAGCACUGACUAUAUACAUGAACACGGGCGCCAGUUAUAUCCAAGCCGGGUCAGGUUGGACGCGAUUUCUCCAAAUCUACUGUCUUAUGUCCCCUUCUUUUGUCAAUUAAAUCACUUAAAAUGAUUUCUGCUCAAUAAAUUUUAUAUUUAGUUUAUUUUGAAGCUUUUAGGGGAUUUUCAGGCGCACAAGCUUUAUUACUUUUCUCAGCUGGUCGAAGUUUGGCUCAUUUAGAAAAAGUUUGGUGCGUAUUUAUUAUGUCAAACACAUCAACUCUGUAAUGCUUGCACUCCAGCCAAAAGCCUAAACCUCUUACGACAACUUCCACUCCAACAACUCUCACCUGGAAUAAUUUUCAGUGUAACGAAGACAAAUGGGCUUUUAUGGUCAGAGCUCAGGGUUCCCCACUCUCUCUCUCUCUCCGUGCUCUUUUUUUUUCUAUUUAUGGCCGUGUGUGUGUGUGUGUUUGGUGGAGUGAUUGCGCACAGGCAGUGCCUUUGAAGCGCACAUGUUUAUGUUUUUACGUGGGUGAGAUCACACCUCCACAGGAGCUUUCCUGUGCCUGUUUGCAGUUGGCACAUUUCUCCUCAAACCCUCUCCCGUGAUUUAUUCACCCUUGGUCCUUUUUAUUCCCAAAGCCGAGGAGGUCCCUUGUCAUCUUUAUUAUUUUAUGACUAGUGUUACCGGACAUUUGCCGCGAGGAAGCACAAACGGUCAGGGAUUUAGACGUGUGUAGUGUUUUUCUCCAGUAGAUGAUCAUUAGGGAAAAUGACCUGACAAAGAAAUUUGUCUUUAUGUAAAAAAGUUAAGGCGAAGGCCGUACAAGACAAAGAGGAUUCCCCACCUACAAAUAAAUAUAUAAAUAAAAAGACGCUUUUUGCUGAUAUCUACAAAUAUGAAAGUUUAAUUUAAGCAAACUUUAAGUGUGAUGCUUUUUGCUUGAGAUCAUGGAAGAAAGUUUUUUGUUUAGGUCAACCGUAUAAGUUAAAACAAAUAACUUUUGUGACAAACUAUCACUUCCUUUUAAAAAAUGAAUAGAUAAAUAAAUGUAGGGCUGUGAGGGUUGCAUCCUACCAAAACUCAAAAGAAGUUGAAGAAAAGUGCUAGAGGGGACCAUACUCGCCGUCCGAAGGCAUACGUGCGCCAGGUUGUAUUUCAGUGUAUGUCCGAGCAGGACUCACAGUGUGGCUGAAAUGUCAGAGUCCACUCUAGGAGGUCUUCCGCACUACACUGAAAAGCUAACUACUGAGCAAAUGUAUUUGGAGUCACAAUUGAGGAGACAAAAGGAACUAUUAGUGAGCCUUUGGUGGCAAUCACGCAGACCAUUCAGGACCUGAGUGGAAACGCACUAAAGAGGCCUGGGAAUAAAUUAGCAAAAUAAAAGCAGAGUCAUUGUGGCUGUGACGCUAAUUAAUCAUUCCUUAGGGUAUUAGAAAGGUCAAAGAAAUCUAUCUAUCUAUCUAUCUAUCUAUCUAUCUAUCUAUCUAUCUAUCUAUCUAUCUAUCUAUCUAUCUAUCUAUCUAUCUAUCUAUCUAUCUAUCUAUCUAUCUAUCUAUCUAUCUAUCUAUCUAUCUAUCUAUCUAUCUAUCUAUCUAAAUUGGAAAAACUACACGUAUUUCAUGCACACACGAUGUUUCACGUCAAAAUGAACACUUGCUCAGACGCGCGUCCACGCACCGUCACACAUCACACGUGUGUGGUAAAAAUUGUCAAUUGGUUCGUUUUCAUUGAUCGUAGGGAUCAGCGCAGCUCAGCCUUUUAAAAGCGCAAAAUCAGGUCUAAAUCGCCAAACUGCCUCCUCCCUGUCUCCCUUUUAGAAGCAAUUACCAAUUCAUAGGGAUAUCUAUCAAUACGUCCAAAUCAAUUGGCUGUGAGGAGAAGGUCUCCGGGCAGUGGUGCAGAUUAUCACGUAUGUUGUACUGGGCAUAUACUGUGCAGAUACACAUAAAUAUGACAUAUAUAAAACUAUAAAUUUAUUAUUAUUAUUAUUAUUAUUAUUAUUAUUAUUAUUAUUAUUAUUAUUAUCCACAAAAGUAGUAUAAAAACAGUGGUGGUAGUACAUGUAACACAAAAUAAAUAUACUUUUAUUUCACAUUAUCCAAAAUAAAAACAAAAAAUACUUUUAAAAUUUUUUAAAAUAAAUAAAUAAUAGUAUAGUUGCGCUUGUACAUUUUUGUAAUAAUAAUGAUUAUUAUUAUCUAAGGGAGUAUAAGACUAAUUAAUGCUGAUGUCUUUGUUCUUUUCAUGUCAUGUUUAUUAAAAAAUGUAUUUAUUGAUAUUGAAAUUAGUUAUUUCAAACCCUUGUGUCUGUCAUAUUUUCAGAUUUUACCCACUGUUUGUACUCUUAUACUUCGAAUCAUUUAUACUUGCCUAAAUGGCAUAUUAAUCGACAGUCACUAACAAGCCUAAGCUUUAAAAAGUAUAAAUAGAUGAAUACAUGAAUGACUAAAUGUACGUGAGAGUAAACAAUAGCACCAGUUUAUAACCUCCAGCAGUCCUUUAGUAGACUGACCUCCUCUGACAGCCCAGUUAGUCUCUAUAGGUCAACCGCUCGGCAGCAGCCAUGUUGAACAGAUGCACAGUGAUUUAGGUUCAGACAGGCCUAAGGCGCUCAGGAAAAAGGGGAGCGGAUGACAACGUGCUGGGAGUCGGGGUGGGAUGGUAUAGAGGAGGGGGUGAGGGGAGGCGGUGUGGUUGGGAUAUGGGGCAGAUUUGGAUCUGAAACCCAGGGUGAAGCAGAGCUAACAGACUUUACAGAUGCAGUGGGCCUGCAGGAGCGCUCAUGUGCACCCGCUGAUGGUUCAUGGCUCAUAUGGCGGCAUGGAAAGAUUCACCGAGUUGGAAUUUCACAUGAAGGCAGGCAACAGCCGUGUCCGGCCUGCUGGGGCCUUCACACACCAGGAAGUGGACUGAGCAGGAUGACCAGUGGAAAUAAUGCAGAGGGGAUGAAAAUAUGGAUGCUGUAAAGUUUAGCUGGGAUUCUGUGCCUCUUGAAAAAACAGUUUAGAUAAAAAAAGAGACAAAUAUGACACAGGGGUGAUGUCAAGCUGUGUCCGCUUAGCUGUGUUUGUUGAAGGCUUUACAUUUAGCUGUCAGAGCUUACUAAACAGGAUCCUCAGAGACGCAGAGUUAAAACAGCAGCCACAUUAUGCUGAGAGCAUAAACGGCUAUCAUAUAAUAUGAUAUGAUAUAAUAGGGCUUGCCUUGUAUAAUCUGGAUGAAAAGUAAUAAUAAUAAGUAGGAUAAAAACAACCAGUGUAUUCAUAACAAUUUCCAUGAUUAUAAAAGGUGUUAUUCCGGUGCUAAAAUGCUCCUUUUCAUCUUUCAUUUUUGUUCUCGCUGUUUCAAAGUUAAAGCUUCGUAUUCCUGGAAAAAGUGGCAGUGGGCUGAUGUCAACUAUGUGGAUAUAUUAUUAAAGCUUCUUUGGACAAUUUCCAAAGCUGUCCAUGUAUAUGCAGCUAGUGUGUGUGUGUGUGUGUGUGUGCAGUCCAUCCUGGCAUCCGACAGAGGGGCCUUGUGGGAUGGCAGGUUUUUGACACCCACUGUUGAGAGCAAGCAGAGGACGGGCGAAUGUGUCUGGGCCUGCCCUGCUACACACACACACACACACACACACACUGCUGGCGACUGUAGUCAGUCAAGCAGAACACAGGGACACACACACGUACGCACACAGGCAGAAGGAGAGGAAGAGAGAGAGAGAGGGAGAGUUUUUGUGCUCACGAGGAGAGCAAGAUGGGUGGUGUGAAUCAGAGUUCGAACAAUUGUGUACGUGUGUUUUUUAGGGUACAAGGCUGAGCUAGUGUUUGUGAUGAUUGUGUGUAUUUCUUUGUGUUGAUGUAAAGUGUGUCAAGGUAAACUUAUUAUAUAAAAGUAAUUAUGACUGGAUAAAAGGAUGAAUAAUUUAUAUCCUUGAAACAAACUAAACUUUUGACUUAAAAUCUUCCCUUUAAAGUUUUACUCACAGCCCAAACUAUCAAAUCAAAUAUAGAUUUAAUUAUUCUUUUAUAACUUUUUUUUUCCUUUCUGGGAUUAAACAGUUUUUAAAAGUUGACUUGUACUGGUUUGAACUUGUCCAGAAGCUGUUGUUGUUAAGGGGGAUGUUCUUCAUCUGUGUUUCUUUAUCAACUAAAUCAAAAGUUCAAAAUACAGAUGAAGUUUUACAUCCAGUUGAUGCCCAUCAGAGUUGGGUUUUUGUUGGCCCUGUCGCCAUCUUAUGUUCGUAAAGUGAAGCUGAAACUACUGUGUGUCAAAAAUGUCCAGAUUACAACUCAGUCAGAACCCGCUGCGCUUUUCGCCCACUCUCUGCCCACGUCAUGUGAUCCCGAUCAGGAGGUCAAAGGGGGGUUUGUGCGGAAAGAUCUCGGUACUGAGGGAGAGCCACUCCCCAAGGCUAGUCUUGUUCCUUCUCAACAAUAGCUGUCCUAACACAAUCAAGCUCCGGGGGUUAUCCUUUUCCAGCAGCGAAUAAAAAUACAUUGAAAGAGGAUGUGUAUAUUUACAGAGACUGACUGUGCAACUUCGUUGACACAUAAAAACUAACACAAACAGAUCGGGUCUGAAGCACAGUGAGAGACUGGGUCAGAGGUGUGCGCUUGACUUCCUUUUCUCAUCUUGAGCAGCUUGCAUAUCGGGGCAGGCGUGCCAUUUGCAUGCAGGGACCGGAGCGCUUAUGAGAAAUGACACGAGGCGGCCAUUAUGCUGCUCGUAACUCGGCUAGCUCAGGAGAGGCAGGGAUAUUCAAAGGAACGCAGGGUGGAGUUUAAGGGGGUGGACGUCUCCCGGCAGUAGUUUGAUCCACCUCAGGGCCUCCUCCCACCACUUCUUUACGAGCUACAGACUCUUGUAACAAAUUUUGCCGAUGGAGCAGAAAGCGAUCUUUGAUAUUUUUUCUUUAAAAAAUAGCCAGCUACAUCUGUCUGGAGGGUGGCUGCCGCUGUAAAACAGUUUGCCUUGAGGGGGGAAAAAAAAAGGCCACAUAACCUGGUUUCAGCCUCUACCAGACUUGUUAAGUAGAAGAAGAAAAGACAGCUGGGGAAACUCUCUUUGUUGAGUUUAACGUAGCCUGGUGGUGGAUGGUAGGCUUUGCUUUUGCUAAUUUCCAAACAGAGGGCUAAUCUCGUGUGUGAUGAUAAGAAAAGCUUCAAGGCAGAGGGUGAAGUCAUGACCGAUGCGAUGGGCUCAAAUGUCCAUUGUAAUAAACUGUAGUGCAUGUGAGGGGCUUCAGCUGUGUGUAUUUUACCUAGAGUGGGAUCAGUGUGUGAAUGUUUUAGUGCAGAUUUGCGUGCAGUGCAGCAGAAGGCCGCUAGCACACCUUAUCCUGCCCCACUUUUCCUCCUCUGUGUCAAAAACGCUCGCCACCUGCACUUCAUCUACACUUCAAAAAGCCUCGCAGGCGAGAGGAGGACUCACCACAUCUAUUAAAUAUUUCUCUCUUUCCCUUUUUUGUCUUCUGAAGAACAGCAGCAGGUUUAACCAGACCCUUGCUCUCUUAUCAACAGUGCACCAAAUUCACUCUGAACAUCUUAAACAAGCCCGGCUCUUCAGCACGGCCAACGCAUUUCAGUGGCAGCAGCAGCACCAAUCACAUGUGACCUUUUGUCGGGAUAUUUACAUAAUCCCCAUGGUUCCACGCUGCAGGCUCCUGGAGACACUGCCAGCUGUGGGGAGCAUUUAUUUAACCUCAGCUCAGGUUGAAACGCGGUGACAGUAACUUUUAUGUUCAGCUGAGUGCAAUAUUACGAUAGCGGAGUGGAGGAAGGUCAAAAACUGACUACGAAGGGGAGCAUUUCAUUGGGGUGGUUUAGCAAAUGUGGAGGUGUCGCUCUGGGUGUUUUGUCCCUGAGAUUACUCUAACACCUGUCCAUUUGGUGGAUGGCAGAGAGCUGUAAAGUGGUCUUUGUGAGUGUGAAGAAACACUUUGGUGUGUUUCAGUAGCAGACAGAUGACGAGAGCGAGGCCACCCGGCAGCUUUGGUCAACAGAGCUGUGGUUUUAAUCCUGUAAAUCAACUAUUCUCAAUGUUACUUUGCCAUUUUUUAUAGUAAGAUGUUAUCAAUUAUCUUUUUUGGUAAAAUUUUCUUGAAUCUUUUUUUCUCCUCUCUGUCAAAAUAUUUUUGAAAUGCUAAAAAGUUUUCUGAAAAAUUGGAUUUAAAUUCAGUUUGUUCUCCAGUAGGACACAGAAAUUGUUCGCUGUGAUUUGACAAGCAACACUGUGAAAGACUAAUUGCAAUGAGCCAGAUGAAAGCACCAGACAAUAUAGAUCUGACCCCCUCCCUCUGUGCCAAGUCAGGCCAUAAACAGCUUCCCUUUCCCCUCUCACACCCUAUGGAAAUCCCAUCUGACCUCUCGACUCUCUCUCACACACACAUACACAUGAAUGGUGACAGUUGCUUAAUCAUAUGGCCAUACACAUGCAUGCACACAUUACCUCCGCCCAAUACACAGGCACACAGGCACCCCACUGCAACAUCGCACCCACCCGCUUCUUAGGGUCAGAGCCGGCGUCCAUAUCCACAUCAACAUCCAGUCGCUCCUCUGCUAAUGAAUCAAUCAGCUGGUUCCAUUCAUUUCAUCGCUGUCAAACCCCAUCGAUCAGCCCCUUUUCUCCACCGUCCCAACAGAGCAGCAGGGGAGCUGAAAGAUCGAGAGGAGAAAGAAGGGGCUUGAAAUAUCCUGGCAGUUCAAAGACUCCUCAUUUCUCAUCCGCUUUGGUCCCCCAGAAAUGUGGUGUUUUGAUAGUGUGUAGCUGUGUGUAUGUGUGUGUGUGUGUGUGAGAGAGUGUGAAAUGAAAGAGAGAGGGGAUUAAAAAAAGAUCAAGAAGGGACGAUGUCUUCUCCUAGAGUUUAUACACGGUAUCUGACCUUUCUUUUACCUUUGCGAGACUGGCGUGUUAGCACUGUGGAAUCCAUCAUCAUGGGAAGGAUGGAGAUUGCAGGUGGCAGAUUUCAGCCAAGUGUAAGCUCAUCUUCUUCCAGGGAUGCCCUUUUUGUGCGCCAUGAGGUAUGAACCACCCCACCCUACUACUUGGCCAUGUGAGCAAUGUGCACGUUUGGUCCAACUCUCGCCAUGCUUCAGUCUCUCUCCUACUGAGUCAAAGUCAGAGAGGUUAUCAGCUAAUAAAGCAUCUCAGAGCUUUGUGAGAGGUAGGCCAUGCAGAGUUGAGAGAGAGAGAGAGGUUAGAAAAUCGGGUUUCCAUUUUAGUUCCAUUCAUUGGCCAGUCAUUUCAUUUCAAAAGGUGUCAAGAGAGUCAACAGGAAGCAGAGGUCAGUCAUGUUGGGGUUGAGGGAAAGAGAAGUAGGUUGUAAGACAGUCAGAGCUCUUUACUUGGACCCUUUCCAUCAACCUAUCGUGUGAACUUUCCUUUUCUCUCUACGCACCUGCCUCCCAGAUACAAAGCUAUGUCUGGGAACUGGUACCUUUCACUAUUUUACAUCUUAGGUCUUUAUAUCUUGCUCACACAUAGUCUCACAUUGCUCCCAGAUGAGCGGUCUUGGCUUUGAUGCAGCCUGGAAGGAAUCUGCCAGCGGUUUUUAAUGAAUAUGACAAGAAAGCCAGUGCCGAUCAAUUGAAACAUCGUGUGACAAUUUCAAGAUGCAAUCUUCGAUAGUGUCAGAGUGGGUGAGUCGAUGGCAGAUGGAAUGAAAUAAUCAGAGUUAGAAGAAAGGAGGGGGAAUGAGUAAACACAUUUCAUUCAAGCUGUAAUUGCAGCCUUACAGAUAGCUGAGUAUUGUUGUCUAAUUACCUGCUCACAGUUAAAUGUUUGAGGAAUCUGAAGCCUUGUUAAUCUUGGUUAUCAACACGAACAAAAGCCUGGUGUCAUUUGACUCAGACGGUCAUUGAUUUAUAUGGCCCUGUGUGUUUUAUUUCCAUUUGUGUGUAAGAAGUCUGAGGUUGUGUAAUUACAGGUUUAGCACAGGUUAAUAAGGUACCACCAUAUUGAAGGUCCCUGUAGGUAUUGUUCCAGCCAGACAGCUUGGCGCUUUCCCCUCAAAGACGAGGAACCAAAUGUUUCAUGGCUUUCCACCAAAAAAGGUGGGUAUAAAGAAAAAUCCUCCCCAGACAAAGCCUUCUUUUAUAUGCUGUUUACCUUCCCUUUCUUCACCUCCCUGUCACUCUCUCUGGCCUUGUUCCUUUCCCAGCCUUGCUCUCAGCGUAUGAUCUCUUCAACCACCCUUUUAAACUGUCAUUCCCGGCCUUUCUACUUUCAUCCCAUCCUUUUUGUCUGCCGUUCUGCCCUCUGCCCCUUUUAAGUUCCCUCUCUGCGACCCCGGCUUAUCACAGUUACAGUAGUUCCUAAUUGCAGUAUUAUUUUCCUUCCCCUGCUAUCUCACGUCCUUGUGAUAUCAAAAUCCCUUUCAGUAAGAGUAAGCAGCUGGGAGACAGAUGCUAUUUACUGCUCGAAGACCCUUUGUUGUUGCCAAUGACUUGAUAAGGUCUUGACUGUCAAGAUGACUUUCCCUAUUGUGUACGGAGAGAGGGAAGUCUGCACUUAAAAGGCAUAGCUAAUCUCCCCUCAUUCCAUUGGCUGAAAUAUUUCCUUACACGACAGUUCUGACAUGCACUUUUCUUUCAAACUCUGCCAUUGUUGCCCCGGGCUUUUUCUACCAAACAAGCUUUUUGACAGCUUGGACAAUAAAAAAGAUUAGCGCUGAAGGAACGCAGACAAAAAAAGAAAGACUAUGGACUGUAACGCAAUAUGUUGCUCGAGGUGGCAGAGGGUGUCUAAGUGGGAGUUGCGUGAGGUGUCUGGGUUUUAAAUACCUCAGCCAAACAGCUUAGAGUGUGAAAACAAUCGGCUGAGACAUGAAAGUGUGAGCAAGAACACACACACGGGGGGUCAGAUAACCCCCGGCCAGAUGGUGAUGGUCAAGUGAGCCGGGGGGGGAAAGGUUGUGCUAGGGGCUGCAAUUUUUAUGCCACUAGUGUCAGAAAAGCGAUACAAAAGCAUUACCCCGUGAGCCACUUCUGGCCCCUGUAAACUCCCAGGGGUGCAGAUAUAAAAGGAUGGCAAUGAUUAGAGAUUCAAUUUGGCUUGCCAUCAAUCAAUGCCACCAAGAUGGACAAGAUUGCCGCCGAUAGCCCAUCCCUGCAACCAGAUUGGGCUCAUGCCUCUUGGGAUUCACGCCCUUUUUUCACGCUUUGUUAAUUAAGCGACCAAGCUGCCCCUACACUUACUUAUUUAUGAAUCUUGGCUUCGACCGGUACUGGAGACCACUUGGUUUCCCCUAAUUAGUCCCUCACUAAUGGCUCAGCUUCCAGACAAUCCAUACAAUCUCAAUCCAGGCCGCCGACCCCCCGUUCUUUCUUUUGCACACAUGGAACCAUAACACCCACCUGACCUUGACGUUACACAACCCACGUCGUCUGGUGUUGUGUUUCUGUGGUACUGGAUAAAGUACCCCACAUGGGAUAAUGAGGCAACACUUAAAAAAAUCAAUUUCCAUCUCCGUCUGUCUAAGUAAUUCCUCACCUGUUCAUUAACCCCCGGAUAGGGCAGCCUGCAUGUAUUGAGCCCUGACAGUCAUUACAUAUGGAAGAGAACCUGAAGGAACAGAUCGAGGAGCUCGCUAGUGAAAUAUUAACACUUUCCCAGAGCAGCGUGGGUGUUGAAGAAUUAACUCUGCUAUGAUUUAUUGAUAUGUGUAUCCUUCUGUUAAUAAAGUCAUUUAUGAGACGGGGAAAAACAACAGAUGUGUACGGGUGACUUCAUGACUUCAUAACACCUUUCUGAAUGAUGUAUGCCACUUAACAUCGCUGCUGCACCCACAGUCUUCCAAUUACAGCAACUACCAAUUGGUCCCUGCGAACACCCUGCCCAAAGGCCUUUUUUUCUCUUCCUUUCAAUGAAGUCACUGCUCAGGGUCAGUAAGCCCAUCCGUUGUGGCCUUGUGUGGUGUGGUUUGAAUCCCAUAAACACUGCACCCGAGUCAGAUUUACUGGCCGGCAGCCCUGGGGAUUCAUUUGUAUUCUACCCACUUUGGCUGGUUCAGGGUCAGGGCCGAUGACUAAUCAGGUCAGUGCUGAUCCACACCCUGUGGUUGGAGCUUUACCAACCCCACCUAGCUCAUUCGGACCACCAAGAGGUCUGGCUGGGGCAUUUCUGCGUGAGCUGAAGGUAGAUGGAAACAAACUUGAUAUUUUUGGAGCUUUCUGUUUCCAGUGUCACUGGUCCUUGUAGGAAAAACAAACCUGCACCUCGUUCUUGUUUAUUCCCUUCAGACUGUAUCGCCACGGGCCACAACACAACUAGACCCAGCUGAACACUUGUGUUAAUGGGUGAGCUUAGGCAUAAACAUUGGGAUCAUUAUUUUUUAACUAGCUAAGUUCGCCAGAGGCUGUGUUAUAAGGAACACAAUGGUGCAGGUGAGAGGGUGGGGAAAGUUCUUGUAGUGUGAGGAAAGUUAACCAUUGUAUCUGUUGGACUUCCCUGAAGGAUCACAAGAUCCCUCUGAUUGUGUUUAAUUGUGCGCGCCCAUACAUGUGCAUUUAUGAUCCAAAGAGUGGACUCCUUUUGUUUCCCCUCAUGUGUUCUCUGCUGAAGUCUAUUCUGCAAGCUGCUGUAGUUAGGAAGGUAAAACAAAGAGCCAAAGUUAAUGCUUAAAACGGGAAAUGUCUAACCUUUGACCCCUUUAUUCCUCUACUUUUAAAUAUUAUUUUUCUCAUUAUCAUUUCCUUCUUAACCUUUCACUUGUUUUCUAGGAUGUCGUGCGUGUUAACACAGCUGCAGGUGUUUGCUGGUGAUCAUGUAGUUAGUAUCCUAAUCACACUUCUGAUGCAAUUCCCAAAUGACCCUCUGUCCCCCUCCCCACGUGCACACACAGCUGUACACAAAUAGACACCGUCCAAAAAUGUAAAUCUGUUUUCAAAACUGGGAGAUGUUUGUGUGUUUGCCAUAGGCAUGCACUGUGUGUCAGCACAUAAAUCAAUUGUUGCCUGGCGGCCUUGUGGCUGGAGCUGCAUUUGGUGUGUGUCUGUGUGCUCAUGUCCAGGUAGUAGUGAUGUGGGGUGGGGGUAAUUGGUGACACGGCUCCCUCCAAAGUGCCAGGUUUAGUUACACAUCAAUGGAGAGUGAAUAAUACAUUAGCUAGGGUCGCCUAUAGUCCUCCUAAGCAAAGACAGAGGGGCAUAGAGGUAGACAGACGACAAAAGAGAAAAAGAAAAAUCUCUAUUCUUAGAUUUUCUUGUGGGAAAAAUACAAGAAAGGACAAAACUUUCACAUGUGGGACCCCAGUUCCCCUCUUAAUAAUAUUUGUAAUCUGCCCCAUUCAACCAAACCAUCAAACCUCACCCCACUUCUCCCUUCUUGUUUAGAUAGUGUCCCACUCCUCCUCCCUAUAGUCCUGAUGUACGACACGCUUCCUUUCCUCAGAUUUAUGCUGCUGUUCAGGUGCUUUAAGGACAACAGGUUACCUUCAGAUGUAAGAGGAGACGAGGCAUAAACACCGGGCCACUCAGGUGGCUCGGGUUUUGCAGGCUCGCUGGAGUCACUGAGAGUCCUUGAGCAUAGAUCGUUGAUGCAAGUGGUUCUGUAAUCAUGGUGCAAUUAUUUAGACAUCCAUCUUACUGUGACGAUGACAGGAUGACUUUCUGUUUGUGUGUGUGUGUGUGUGUGUGUGAUGGGGAUGAGAGAUAGCGCUCUCAUUUUGUCUGUUUAUGCCCGCCUGUCCUGGGUAUGUCAGUGUGUGUGAGUCCUUGCCAGUCGAACUGUUUCAGCAGCACUUAUGUGUGUCCAUGUGUGUGCACUACUAACUGCCUCGUGGUUUACUCCAUCCUUCUCUGGUGUUGCUGUCUGGGGCCUUCAGUGAAGCAUUCCAAUGCACAGAGGUCUUUAUGUAAUUGAAGUGAGCCUGUGAAGCCCCCCUGCCAUAUGGACCAAAGCAGCCUUGGACGUCUGUCUGUCUGUCUGUCCAUCCAUCAAUUUCCUUUAAUUGCCCAGAGCCAGGAUUCUGUGCUGUGGCUAUCUAUCGAGUGGUUUCUCAAUAGGUUAAAUACAUUAAUAUGUAAUAAGGUUUGGGACCACCAUAAAUCCCUGACCAUGAGAAUGACCAGAUAAUGCUGAGCCAAGCUGAGGCCCCAGUGUAUCUGCAACUCUCCCUUUGCUGUCAUCGGCAUUAUCGUUACUUUAUUAGCAGCUUCUUUGGUGGUUUAUGAUCAUGAAAUAUCACUCUCAAAGCAAAGAAGAUUUAAGUUAAAAAAAGGUGGUUCUGCCUCCCCCUUGUUUUGUUUUAUGAGUUCACAAUAAAAAGUACCAAACCGUGACCCACCAACGUUACUCUGGGUACGUCUUGUUGAAAUUGUGGCAGUUGAACACAGUUUUGUAUUGUUUUGCUGCGUAAAUGUCAUAAAUUGAAUUCCCCUCUGUACUGUAAAGUUAUACAACCUGGAUUCUGUGUGGCAUAAAAUGUGGAGUGUGUUUUGGAAGUUAUAGGUUGCCAACCCUCACGGCAGUGAUUUUGUUUAUUACGGUGAUUAUACUAAUGCCUUCCAAGAAAGGAAAAAAAAAGAAGAAAAACUAAACAAAACAAAAAACAUGUCUCUAAUUAAUGAAAGUAAUACCAAAACUACAGAAAAUACCUCUCCCUCUCCUCAGCUUCCUGUUUCCUAUAAUUUGGAUCAUACGGCUGAAGUCACACGAAGGUUUUGUUGCAUCUGUUGUCCUAAUCCUGAACCUGAUGUGUGCAUUUUCUCUUAUCAUGUUUCACUGAUGGCAAUCAAGAAACUAGAGAUUUCUCGACAGUAAUCCUGAGCUUACAGUGUAAUCAGCCACUCCACUGUACGAUAAAGGGUUACAGUGAAAUAUUAAUGUAAAAAAAGAGCAGAUUAAAGCGUGUUUUGAGCUGUUUCUAAAUGCUCCUGAUGCAUCCUGUCUCUCUCUUUCGGCUGGUUCAUUACAGGCACUUUUGGCACUGGCUGCUAAGGAGGCAAAGUCCAUUUGCUCAGAGGAGGUCUAACGUGUCAAGUUAUUACAUCAGCAGAGUGUGAGAUUAAUUAACUCGGCGGCGAUUAAGAAUGCAGGUCCGACGAGAGUCUCUGUGGCGGCGAGAGGGCUUAGACAGACACUAAGAUAGUGUAUAUGAGGGAGAGCUCCCACUCCCAAACAGAUCAACAUGAUUAAUCACACACAGCCAUUUGUAGCAGUGUGGCAGUAAGAAAACAGCCAUAAAUAAUAAUGAGCUCCCCACUGCAUCUUUUACUCUGAAGGCAGGUUUAUCUGCAACCACUUGCUUCAGAAGCCAAAUAAAAGCCCAGUCCACAAAUUAGAUAUAAAAACCUUUUUUUUUUUUAGUAGUAAAUGCUGAUCUGUUUGUCAUCAUCGACUGUUAACUAAAGUUCAGAGAGCAACGGAUGUAAAAAAAGAUCAAAUUUAAAUGAGAUUGCAUGCUGCUAAGUCACGCAAGAGAGCAGCGCUGCUGCGUGUGAGAAACUUUUAACUACUUCCCUCCAAAGUUUAAAGGACUGUUAGUUCGUUAUAGCCUGUAAACACACACACACCAAAGAGAGAUUAAAAAAAGAAAGCGUGGAAUGGGAGCCGUAGUUGUAUGUGUAAAUGAGGGACCCUGUCAGAAAGUCGGGACAAAAAAGGCGCAGACAAGAAAGGGAAGGAAGGAAGGAUUUGUGAGGGAAAGGAAAAAAGGACAAAACCAAGUGACCUGCCCAGUUUAGCAUGCCCAGUGUUUGAUAAACAGCAUCUGUUGUGUGAGUGCAUCCGGGCUAUUGUUCCUGUUUGCGUCUCGUGUUUGCAAUGUUGCAUGCGACAUUAGGGUUUUAAUAGUUUUGCUAAAGUGCCACUCCCUGGAUUCUUUGAGGGUUCAGCGACAGAUUUAUCUUUUGCUUUUUAUGUGAUCUUUGUCUGAACGGAUUUGCGCGGCUCUACGAGAGAGGGUGUGAGCAUGUGUGAGACGUCUCAGUCGCACAGGCCCGCAGAGCCCUGACCUGGCGGGCUGCAUUCCUGACUCUAACUGCCCCAACCUCUCUUUUGUUCUGCGUGUCUUUGACCUGAAUGGCUAAUGACCAGGCAGGCAGGUAAACUGUAACAAGCCCUCUGUCUGCUUAACGAGCUGCUGUGAGAGGCAAAGCCUUCCCGCAGGGUUUGUAUGUCACCUGGAUCUCCUUAUCCUUUCUUUUGAAAAGAGAGGAGGAGGAGGAGAGUGACGUGCGUGUGUAGUGGUGGAGGGUAGAGUAUAAUUACUCAUCUACUAAAAUUCCCAUCUGCCUUUUUUUCACUCUUUCUUUUUUCUCACACUUUUCCCUUUUUUCUCCCUCAUAGGUAAACGAGGGCAUACCUGGGAAAUUAACAUGACUGGCGGUGAUAAUUGACUUGAUAAUUACCCUACAACAUCUUCAUAAAUCAUAAGUGGUUACUCGAUGAGCCAAAAGACAGCUUUUACUACGUCUAGCCGGAUAUCGUGUUAAUAGGGUAGUCCCCAGCUCCUAUUUCAGUUUUGAUUUUUAUUUUGUUUACCCUGUGUGUUUCUAGUUUCCGAGGAGAAACAGCAAAGAAACAAGCAGACCUCAAAGACUUUGCUGCUUACCGCUGCAGUAUUUUCUAAACUGUUUUAAAGUAAUUGGAGGCCACUGGCAUGCGGAAAAUGUGGACCGCAUUGGGGCUUUGCCCCUCACUGCAGUCACACAGACAGCUGUUCCGGGUGGAACAGGAAGUAGCCAUCUUUAAUUAGAUUCAGUCCAAUCAUUACAUGCAGCUCAGGAAGUGCGUUGUAAGGUGAUCUGAUAUGUUGGCAGAUGACUGUAUUAGGAGAGACUGUAUUAAGAGAAACAACGGCAGAGAGAGAGAGAGAGAGAGAGAGAGGGCAUGUGUUUGUGAGAGAGAGACUCAGUGGCUAUUGAAACAGAAUGGCAAAGCUGGGUGCUAAGCCCUUUUCUUGUGGUGCUCAGCCAUUCAAAAAGCCACGGCUUUUAUUCAAUGCCCGGUUCCAGCUCUUUCUAGGCUACACCCCCAGUGAACAAACAGGAUUUGUGUGUGUUUGUGUGUGUGUGUUUGUCGGUUAGUGCAUGAUGCGUGUGUCCGAGUCUUGAUAACAUGUCUCAUUUUCUAUUCGUCUGUGUGUUGUUAGUGUUUGCAUGAUGUAUCAUGUAUUAUUAGCAUGCAUUAGCAUUAUGUAAGUGAGUACAGUACGGGUUUGUGUUCUCAUGUGAUUGACUUGUGUUUGUGGAGUCAGCCAUUGCUGACACACAAAAUCGCCUAAAACCUGCCAUUAGUGCUGUGAGGUAACUGCACACACACACACAAACUGACUGCACAGGCAGCACAAUAGCUCAGCCCCUAUUGAACAAAAGAGUGUGUAUGUGUGUGUGUGUGUGUGUUUGUGCAUGUUUAGGCUUCUAGUGCCUCUGCAACAUUCAGAUAAUCAGCAGCUUGCACCCGUAAGAGCAAAUACUCAUUCAUUCACACAGGUGAGUGAGUGUGUGUGUGUGUGUGUGUGUGUGUGUGUGUGUGUGUGUGUGUGUGUGUGUGUGUGUGUGUGUGUGUGUGUGUGUAGUCGUGUAGUCGCACAAACAUAAUUCCCAGGACCAAUGAGAUGUUUCCAUUGAAAUUCACACACAGCUCCCGGAGGACAAGUUGUUGCUAUCAGGUUUUCAUAUAUUUGGUCUGGGAAUCUGGGCUGCUGUCUACCAUACAGUCUGCUGCCAGAAACAGAGAGGAGAGGAGAGGAAAGGAGAGGAGAGGAGAGACAAGGAGAGGAAAGGAGAGGAGCAGUGAAGUAUAUGAUGCCCUGCUGGGCUGCAGAAAGGCAGCAAGUAAAACCAGUUCCCAUCAGGCUGCACGUUAAACACAGACACUUCAGGCAGACAUACUCACACACACACACACACACACACAGACAUCUACACACACACACACACACACACACACAGACUCUGAAGGCCACUGCAUGUCAGCAUGCCAAAAACACAGUGGCAAUGAAAGAAGCACAGGGGCUGCUGGGAAUACAAGAGAGCGCGUACCAGCUCUCCAUCCUCUCCUCUAGCUCCUUUUCUUUCUCCCCUGUGUUUGUUCCACCCUCCUGCUCCCCCUCUUUGUUACCUUACCGGCUCUUCUUGCCUUUCAUUCUCAUCUUUUUUCUAUACUGUGCACCCCCCUCCUUCACUUAACCAUCGUCUUUACUUCCACACUUCUUUCCUUGACUCUAAGUCUUCCCUUUUUUUGCUUUCUUCUUGUGCAGAAAUCUACGGAGACUUAACAAGCAACGCCGGGAUAAGUGAGUGUGUGCUGAAUGACUUUUUUUUUCCAGUAGCCACACCCAAAGCUUGGGAAUCUCUCCCUCUCACUCCUGUUUCUUUCUUUCCCUCUUUACCCGCCUCUCCCUCGCUUAUCUUGUCACAUAAACCGACAUUGAGCAGCUCUUUCCUUUGUGUUGUGGCUGUAUCACUCUGAGAAUUAAUGUGCUAAAAGGCAAAAAAAAAGAUUUGGCACGUAUUCUGCCAUUUUCAUGCGAUUCAAUCCACCAUGCAUGUCCCAACAUUUUAAUUUUAGCGUGGCAUGGCAUCAAGUCUCUGUAUUAUAUGAUAUAACAUGCUUUCUGUAGCCACAGAUAGUCUCACAGAAAGUCAGAACAAAGAGGAUGUGAAGAAAUGUGACUGCAGUGGGGUCGAUGGAGGUGAACUAUGAGGGCAGAUUGUUGGCUGUCACAACCCCAUUGGCAGUCUUGACGUGCUAAAUGUGACUUGGAAGAGGUUAGUGAGUCCUAACACUCACCUGUCACAAUGUUAGCCUGCCCCGCUAAUACCCCAAAUCCCUCAGAGAGGCAGAGGCGCCAGGUGAAUUUCUGCUCACAGACAGUCUCACAGAGAACCACAAUCAAGGGAUGCUUUUUCCCUUGAGGUUAGAUAGACAUAUAGAUAGACGAGUGGACAUCAUCUGUCAAUCCUGUUUGCCUCUUCAUUUCAUUUAAUUGAUGAUACUAACAUUUAAAUGAGAUUGUUGACUAUGAGUGAAGUUAAUUUCAAGUCUAAUUAAAUCAUGACGUAUCUCUCUCUUAUCUCAUUUGACCUUUAAGGCUCUUCAUAUUCACUCUGCACCUUAUCACACACGGUCCUUAUCAGCGUUUAAAGCUACCAAGUGUUGUUUGUUCAUUAGCCGUACCCACUAGUGAGUCAUCACAGCAGUCUGCGGGUUCGGCCAGACAAAGCAGCAAAUCAAAGAAUAUCGGCACUGAUUUAUCUGGCUGAGUAAAUUACUCCGCCGCCCCCCGUUUUAUUCCUUUUAUUCCUCUCUCUUUGUAGAUGAACAUAUAAUGAGGCCAUUGUUGAACAUCACUAACAAGCCUCAAGUAAAUGCCAAAGUACACAGAACUAGGAGGUGGGUAUAUAAAGAGACAAUCAUCAGUUUUAGAGGAUGAGUUUUUAGUCAUGGUGGCUGCUUUUUUGUGUGCGGUGUAUUUAACAAAGGAGUAUUAUGGGAUUCGAUUCAAUCGCAGUGUUUGCUAUAACAGAAAGUCACAUGUUGAAGACGUACAACAGUGGGCUUUUCUUUCCACUCUCUCUCCUUCAGUGCCCUCAAGCAAGGCUUCAAACCACAAUCAAAGAGGUAUUGCUAGAAUAAAUGACAAAGUUUUUAUAGCGAAUACUAAGAAUAGAUGCGGUUAAAAGCAAGGUAGCAGUGGAUCUGACGGUGGAGGGUGUGUUUCCUGCCUCUUAUUUUUCUACGUGCCGUUGAAAUAUUUUCAUAGAAGUUGAAGAUGUGGAAUUUUCACCUUUGUCUGUUCGUGCGUACGCGGAGUGUGUUUGUUUGCCUUUCAUCUGUGUGGCAGACUGGAAAAUCAAUCAAAGCAUGCUGAGGUUGCAGUUACACUAUAUUGUGCUUUAAAUAUAAAUCCUGCUCCAGGUAUCGCUGUCCCCCCCGGGAAGUGUGAGGUGAAACGCAAUGAAAUCAACAGCUGUAGUGACACGCGGGCACACUCUAUCAUACACAAAUACACACGCGGAUAGACAGCCAAAUUACUCUGUCUCAGUUUCUUUCUCGCUCUGACUAAUGCAAACACUCACACACAUGCACAAAUACCCACAAAACUCGACAAGGAGAUGUGUAUUUUCAUAUGCAGAUCCUUGGGGCAGAAGCAAACCUGCUCCUCGGUUGCUUGUUUGCAUUUUUCAGUCGCAGUUGGCUGAGUCAUUUACCCAGAAAUCAGACGAUGGUAUCUCGGUGUGUCACGCAGAGGCACAUGCUGCACAAGUCACCUCACGCCUGGAUUCAGCACUUUAAAUUAUGACUGGAGUGUUAUGCUUUAAGCAGUGUUGACUGUCAACAGACGACAUUUUAUUUAAUUUAGGGAAAAUAUAUAUAACCGCAGACUGAAUUAUGAAAUGUUGUAAAGCGUAGAGAAAAGGGUGUGGAGAAUUUCCAGGAAGGGUUUUUAAGUGAAAAAUCACUUCAUUUAUGCUAAAAGUUGAGGCAAUAGUUUCCAUGCAAGGUGAUGUAAACAUCCCGUGUCCCUGCAGAAAUCUGGUUGUGUGCCCGUUUCCUGGCGGUGGUUAAACACAGGAACCCAUGAUGCCCUUAACAUAAUCAGUCACAAAUGAGGAACAUGCCUCGCCAUCCUGGAUUAUAAGUGUUUAAUAUGGCAGCAAACCUUAUAAAACCCUUUACGAUAAUAAAAGUUUAGAUUAUUACGUUUAUUCGUUUUGGGUUUUUUUUAAACCCUUUCCAAAACGCAAAUGAGGAAAGUUUUAGGUUAUAGUGAUAAAACUCUCAUUUGUCGUAAAUGAAGGUAGAAUAUUUCCAUAGCCAAUGAUGUCAGGAUCAAAUGUUGCCCCAUGCUUGGUUUUCCAGUAAGAGGUGAGUUAAAGCACCGGCAGCUCUAAUUAGAUUCCCCAUGACAAGGCCAAACAUCUCACUGUCGUAAAUCAGCGGGGUCUGGGAUGUCUCCUUCAGAGGAUUAUUUUGGUGGGGCACGAAACCCAGUAAACUUCAUGUCACGCAGGGAGGCAGGACUGUAAUAAAAUGAAACAACGAGGUGGUUAGGACUUCUCAGAUGAGAGCCCGAGCUCUGUUAUUAGGCCGCAGCAGUCAGCACCAGCAGUUUUUUUUUUUUACAUAAGCAGCACAUGCACAUGAAGAUAGCUGCUGCUUAGGGAGAGGCAUAAAGAUAAAUGUGGAAUGUUCUGGGCGGUGAACAAAAGCUUUCAAAUUCUCUUAGGAGAGCGAAAUGUUAAGUGCAGCCCUCGCAGUAUGGGAAGUGAAGCGGUAACUAAAAGGUUGGAGGUUCAAAGCUGUAGAUCAAGUACUCAGCGGAAAACUCCCCGUCAGUCAGCUGUAAGUUAAAUGGCGUGUCCAGGGCGAUCUGCUGUGCUGUUAGUACAUCAGCAUUUGCAUCUGAAGAUGAACAAUGACAGAAAUUUGCUGAUAGGCUUCAGGUACAGUCACAACAAAAAAAGACGACAAUGCUGAUAAAAUGCCGACGCUUAACUAUCCAGGAUUCUCUCUAAACCUUUGCAGAAUCCGAAUUUUAAAGGUAAUUGAAAGUGCUGGUGCCACAGUGUAAGUAGCCAAUAAAACAAGCGCUAAUGGCUCGCCCUCCAGCUGUGAAUGUGUGUGUUUGUGUGUGCACAUGUUAUGUUGUCAUUACUGUUGAUGAAGGGCCUGCGACUUAUUCAAUAGCAACCGAAACACAGAGCCUUUCAUUGAACCCGGGGGACAAUACAAGCAGCUGUGAAUGCACGGUCCCAGGCAGGGUUAGAGGUUGGCUGGUUAACUAGGAAGCUGGGAGAGAAAAGGGAGAGAAUUCGCUCUUUCACAUGCACAUAUGACACACACAUGCUCAGAAUGAGAAGGCAGAGAGACGAUAGGGGGGCGCGUUGACAGUCUUCUUGCUUUAAAAUCAAACGAAACUAUCUGGUCGCUCAGUCUGGGAAAACAUUGAAAUGAGCUAAAAUUCCAAAAUGGCCGACUUGAGAGCAACUUAUCCCAAGAGGCACAUGACUAAGCCAUGGUGACAACACCUCAAAGCAGGAGCUCCAUUUUCAACAACUUGUAUUUACACAUGCACUGUUAGCUUAAACAGGCUCAUGCAUGCUUAACAGACCGAUACAUUUGACAUACAUACAUAUGUACACCCUCGGUGAAAUGCACUAAUGCUGACGCACAUAUUUACACACACGUUUAGAGGCACACCUGGUUUUUGUAGACAGCUGCCCUAAGGGCUACCUGUUCGUCAGAUCCUCUGUGCUUUGUAAUUAGGAGAGGUAGUGAGAGAAGGGGACAGGGAGGGGUAGAGAGAGAAGCAGACAGAACAAGAGGCAGGGGGUGGGGUAAAGACAAAAAAGCCUGUUCCAUCAACUGCACAGGAACUAGACGAGACUUCAUGAGCGCUUCCAAAAGGGCGAUACUCCACGUGGCUGCAGUGGGCACACACCCAGGCUAACACACUUGCACAUAUAUGUAAUUUAAGAGAGCAGCUGCUUUCACAUUGUCCUCUUUUUUUGUCAUCAAAGCUCUUAAUGUUUUCAUUCGAACUGCUUUCAACUCCUUUAAAGCCUUUGACCGAGAACAAAAAACUUUCUUGUGUUUGUUUUUGUUUAUUUAUCACAAGUCAGCGCCGUCGGGUUCGAGCUGCUUGUCUCCAAUUGCCUCCUCGGAUGCGAAAAGUUUGCGAGCAGACGGACAAUAAAAAAGACACGCUGCUAGAUCCCAAAUAGUAUUCAGCCCUUAGGUGUCUUUUGACGAGGAGAAAAUAAUUGAGGGCAGGAGGGCAGUGACAAACGCAGAGAGCAAAGACUAGCAUUCAUUAGACUUCCCUAUUGGGAGAGAUGAUGAGUAAGAGUAAAGGAGGGGGAGUCUUGAGGGGAAAAAAGGCAUGGGUCAAGAAGAGGGAGGCAGAAAGGUAGAAAGAGAGCUUAUUUCUUAAGCAUCCACGAUACAGCCCUGCUAGCACACACACAAAACACAGGACAAACCUCUUGUGUGACAGCCAUUGUAGGAUGACUGACAGUGAGUGGUAGCGGGUGAAGUAUGCGUGUGUAUGUGUGUGUGCUGAAGGGGAGGGGGUCUGUCAUGGGAGGCCAGUCCGUUUAGGAAUUCCAGAGAGGAAUCACCUCCUUGGCCUGUCCAUGUCGCAGCAACCAAUUACCGUGACUGCGAGAGUGUGUGUGUGUGUGUGUGUGUGUGUGUGUAUGUGAGGAUGUGUGUGUGUGUGUGGGUGCUGAAGGGGAGGUCUCGCCAUAAAAUGGAGGGGACUUCUCCUAAUCAUGGCACCGUGGCCCCGCACAAAGGCAAAAAGGCUGCUCGGACGAUUUGAAUUUGAAUAGCAUCUCUCCUCCUUCACCUCUUUUUUCUCCUGCCUCUCUCGUCUUCCUCUUUCUCUUCCUCCGCUUCACGCUAGAUGACAAAAGCGGAGCCAACAAAGCUAGCGCACAAAGCAAUCAGGCUAAUAGCGCUAAUAAGUUGAGCGUGGGGUCCUCGCUCUCAGUGUUGACACAUUUCACUGUUUUCUGUGGCUAAACAGAGGCUCAAGUGUUUGGCAACCAGGCGGCAUAGUAUUUUAAUGGAGUGGCUACCCCAUGCCAGGUUGCCAUGUGCUCAGUCUGUUUGACUGUAGAAGAAAACAACAAAAGCAGCUCUGAAAAAAAAGAGGUGGGGAGAAGAUAAUUAACUAGCAGAGAAGCCAGAAGGGAAGGAUUUUGGUGAAGGAGUCACAAGGGAAGUUUAGUUUUUUCACGAUUUUUCUUGUUGAAAAAUUAUACAGCAGCUAAUGCUAGCAUGGAGAGACGCCAUUUUGUUUUGAAAUUAAGCUAGGUAAAAAUGUCCCUCUCUUUAACAAUCAUGUCUUCAAGGUUGUCCAGACAUAUCUUUUCGCUCCCCAAGGCUUGGGUUCAGAAAUCUUUCAGUUGUCAUCUGACGGGGUCACGCUAACAAAGACGGGCAUGCUAAAAAGCUCAAAGCAGUCGCGGUGAGAUCCAAGCUAAAUCCCUCACCUGUCUGCUCCUCGCAACCCAAGGACUUAGCCCUGUGAAACAACUACACAUUCCUCUCCCUCAAUAAUAGCCUUUCUUCCCCUUUCCUCUUUCUGUCCUCUUUUUUUUUCUUUUCUUUUAAGAAGUCUGCUUGUUUGAACAAAGAAAUAUUUUAAGAGGCUUGUAACUCUGCUGUGUGUGUGUGCAUGUGAGUGUGUGUGUGUGUGUUACAUGCGGCCAUAGGGACGAAUGCUUCAGUGCCCUCCCCUGUUAUUAGGCCUGCUCUGUCAUUACAGGAUUAGAGCGUAGAGGUUGGCUUUUCGUGUAUGAGUGUAUUCAUGUGUGUAUGUGUGCGUACACAUGUAUUUGCCUGCGUAUGAUCUCCCUGAGCUUGUUUGUAUUCCCGUAAUUUUUAUCACACAAUCAGACUUGGCGGAGAAACCAAAUGUCACUGACAUUUCCCACCCGGCAUUUUGUGAUGCUGAUCCCAGGUGCAUUUGACCUGUAUCAUAAAUAACACUACACUAGCAGCUUACUCGAACAGUGACUCUCUAAUUGAACAGUCUUCGUGAGCUGUAGGAGGUUGAAAAACAUUCCUCUUUACGCCGCUCAUCACAUCCAUCACAGCACAGCAUGAAAACAAGAGUUCAGAUAGUAUAGACAUCAGCAAGAAAAAACAAGGAAGAGAAAGAGCAAAGAGGGAUGAAAACAGGUCAAACCUUUCACUUCACUGUAAAGAAAAGAGAGAAAACAAGUGCAGGGUUAUAUCAAAAAAAUUGGAGUAAUAAGUCUUAUCAUUUGUGUCCUCAUGUAGUGCAAAAGUCCAAUUCCUGCAAACUUCCCUCUGCGUGUGUGUGUUUUAAGGUUUACGAUUUGCAUGCUCAUUUGCCUGAUUUACUUUGUUCUUUUUUUCCUCAUCCAAUCUUUCCCACUGUCAUUUUACACUUCCAGCAUUUGAAUGAAAGUAAACGUAAAAAGCUGAAAGGCAAACAAGACCAGCUACCGCGCACAGGGGAGGGUCUUGUAGUCACACAGUUGUUGUUUCUCCCUCAACUCGUCCGUCUGGUUUCCCUUCAGCCUAUUUUUAUUUCUCUCUCUCUUUCACAACCUGGCCCAUUAGGCAAGCCGCCAGCACGGUCUUACCCGCUUUAGGUGUUUGUUGCUUUUAAAAAUACCUUUCUCCCUUUAAUCUGUCUUACUUUGCCUCUGUCAUCUUGCAUCGCGUACAGAGCGUGAGUUUGGCGUUCGAAAAAUGGCUGCUUUGUGCGUGGGUACAUAGCUCUUUAUUAUCCGGUUUGUUUUGUUUUCCUCUAUGUGUGUAGGUGUAUGUGUUUACUGUUUGUGACUUUGCAGGUGUCUGAAUUUGCUUGUAAGUCAUUUAUAUUGCCAACGGUCUCUAUUACCUGAUGUGUUAUUCAAAAAUGACGCUCACAGACAGAGAGGGAGCGCCUGGGUGAGGUCAGGGUCAGUCAGUGCUUUUGCUUUGGCCCAUUGACUCAGGAUUGGUGCUCCACUUUGGGCACAAUACAGGGCUUUGCACAAUACAUACACACACUCAUGUAGAGGUGAAACAAUACAGAUGCAACCAGAAGGGAAGGGUUACUGCUAAACAUUGGCUCCCAAAUGACCCACUGUUCAAACCCCUGAGUCAGACCAUCACGCUGUAUGUGUUGUUGCAUAUCUGUCUUUCUGCUCCCCAGCUCUCGUUCUUUCUCUCUCAUCUCUGUCACCCCCCUCCCCUCUUCCUCUGUCUUUGACUCCCCCCCUCCGCCUCCCCUCGGUCUGUCAUUGUGUUUCACCGUGUUGUCAUUUUCAGCAAGGUCAGCUCUAAUGACAAGCCGACAAAACCAGCCGAACACACAGCCCAGUCAUAACAAUAAACAGCAGGCAGUGGAGGUGUAUCAUUUUCACACCAGACCGGCUUACCUGCCUGCGUAGCUGUAGGUAACAGGUCCCAAAUCACACACUGUCACCGUAUGAGUCAGGGGAAGUCCCGCAGCUAAUAUACACUGACACAGUUUCAGAGAUGAAAUCACAAAGUAGGCCUUUAUUUGUUCAUGUGACAGAUACGGCUUAUUGCAAAAGGAGUAUUUGGCAAAAGGAGACCAUGUUCCUGAUGUCUUUACAAGCCUGUCCUCUGUCAGCACACAGAAAAAUAUUGGACAAUGACAGGAGAAAAAGGGUAAAAAAGAAGUGUUUGUGACAAAGGUUGUGAGGUGGAUUUGACCCCCAGCUGCUCGGAGUACACAAUAUUCACUUUAUUUUGCAGAGCCACUCCCAGAGAGACAGGUCUCACUGCAUGAACUGACUCACACUGAAGCUUCCAGACCAUUCCGCCUCAGGGCAACAAGCCAAAGCUACAUUUGAAAUCUGAUUGUAUGUGAUCUUUUCUUUUUUUUUUCACUCAAAAGAUGUCUCCCAUUGGCUGGAACUCCCUUGAAAGUCAUGUUUUCUCAACAGUGCAGGAGGCACGCAGAGACAGUGUCACUCAAAGCACAAGGGGGUUGGUAUUCAGUGGGAAUUUCCAGCCAUAGCAGAAGCACGCCGCCUCUACGGAGAUAGACAUAACUCACAAGGGGUCUUUGGGUUUUUUUGCCGCCGCUGAUACUCCUGACUGCAGCAGCCGGUAUUUGUGAGAGGGAUAGUAAAAAUCCUCAGGUUUACUCUUUUAUUUUGCUCUCCAGUCCUGUUUCCUGUCAGCUUACCCAGAUUUUUUUGGGAGAUGAAAGAGAAAGACAGAGGCAGGGGAAACCUCAGAGAUGGUGGCGAAGUAGCACAGUGAGCUGAGAGACUAAAUCGGUUCAUCCCCGGCAACUGUAGCGGGAAAAAUGGAACAUCUCGCACUCCUUCCACGACUAGGGACAGUGCAGCAGGCUCACUCCCUGGCAGUGCCCGUUUCAUCAUCUUUUACUAUCUUGUAGAACAGCACAGCGGUUGAGAUAAUAACGGUGGCUGCGUACUAUGCCUUGAGCGCCAGGUAGUAAAAGACUCAACAUUUAUAGUCUUCCUACCCUGCUCUCUCACAAAGAACGCCGCCUUUGCCAGUAGAAACAAGAGAGUGGAAAGUGAGGAGGAGUAAAGGGAUUUGCAGGAGAGAUCUUUGUCCACCAUUUUGUCGGUGCUUUUUUCUCCGUGUGUGCAAAGACAUAAAGAGAGAGGAAAGAUAAAUUUGAAGUGUGUAUGUGCUCAGGUAUUGACACAAAGUGAAACCAAUUGAAUUGUAUUGACCUCUGUUCCGCUCAAGAGUGCCUCCUUUGUGACACUAACUUUAUAACCCCCCCUCUCCAUUCAGGCCUUCUGUUGGGUUGUAUAUCUCCUUGAGUUUUACAACCUGUUACUUGCAGCAUGUGUGUGUGCGUGCUAUCAAUUGAGUGUGUGUCCUGCAGCGCCCUGCUGGAAGCGGAACCGUUCCCCAGCGAGACCAAGACUGUUGUUUCCUUUCCCCCCUGCAUAAAAGCAAACGUCUAAUUGAGACUAAUUAGCCAAACAAGAAGCUGCUAUAAAAUGUCACACGAUUCCUCACGGAUCACCCACCUAGAGCUCGGUCUCUCUCUCUCUCUCCCACUCUCUUCCUCCUUUGACACGCAGACACACAGUUCUUUGUCUAAUUGUAUCUUACAUUGCCUCUCAGCCCGCGCUUUUCUGUCACUGACUCAUUCAGCGUGUUAUCUGAUAACAACUUUGGUGAAAUCUACUUCGGCUUGUCGGCCAAACAACUUUUAUGACACUGUUGUAAAACUAUUGAGAGCUCUAUUGAUCUCCUCUACCGGCCUGUUUGCUUUUUCUGACCUGCUUGUUUUCUCUCUGCUUCCGUUUACAGAGACGCUGAUGGACACGAAGUGGGCCACGACAGAAUUAGCCUGGACUGCACACCCUGAGACUGGGGUAAGUGUAUGCCUGCUUUUGUGUGAUAUCGUGGGGUAAGCCUGAUUGAAAAACAAGCAAUCCGAACAUAAAUACAUCAGAUUUUUUGCACGCAAGUUAUCCACAUGUAGGGCUGGGCGAUAAAACAAUAACGAUAUAACUUGAAAAUUAAUUUCCCUCAAUAUCAAUAUAAACCAUGGUCAAUGUGCUUUUUGAUAGUCAGCAUUCUGACAUGUUUUGGAAGACUGUACGAAUAGCCAAUGAAAAGGGGAGUUGCUCUGGGUCCACUGAAUCAAUCGUGCUAAAUGAUAGCACUAUAACACGUGAAGCCGACAGCACUGUCAGUAUGAAAAAAAAGAAAAUGAGUGCUAUCCCCGGCAGAAAUGCAGAUGAAGGCUCGACAGAUGACGACAUUGUCGACAACACUGGCAUGAAAACGUUGGUGGUAUGGAGGUAUUUUGAGGUCGGACAUGAAGCAGAGUAAUGUGCACUGCAAAGUAUGUCGAGUUCAUGUUCUCACAAAGUCGGGGAAUACCUCCAAUCUUUUUCACCACCUGAAGCAGCGCCAUGUGGCAGAGCAUGCGCAAUGCAAAAAGUUUCAAACCCCGAGCAGAGCAAGGAGCCCAUGAUGCCUAUGCAGCCGAAACAACCGAAACAUUCAGUUCACUUUCUCUAACGCAACGCCUUACGACAAAACAUCGAAGAGACACAAAGACCUCACAGAUGCAGUAACUUAUUGUAUUGCAAAAGACAUGCUACCAAUAAGCUAUAAGUUCAGUUUCUUUUUUUUAUAUCGUGAUAUGUAUCGAUGUCGACUGGUAUGAAAAAAAUACAUUCAUCCACAUGUACUUAUGUCUAAAUAGCUUUUUUGACUCUGUACUUUUCUAAGAGGGUAUUCAUUGCAGGGCGGUGUCUUUUUUUAAAAUUGAACAGUCCCUUACACCAUCACCAGCAAGUCACUCGACAGGAUACGUUUUAAGAUUCAACAGGAUGCGCUUUUUAGUAGCAGAAAAAGAUACACUGCAAUCCAAUUUCACCGACCCGCCCAGUCACAGAUGUUCCCCUCCUUUUGCCUGAGUGCACUAAAAACAUGUGAACGCCAUCAGUUUCCUCAUGAACUAAUCCUUUUAAACUCUAAGAUAUUUCUCAGUGUUGACCUAUUGCACGUCCAGGCAUCCAAAUCUACCGCACACAAAGUGCCAGUGACAGCCUCAUCUUGCUUUCCCAUGUGGUCCCACAAAGGCCUAAAGAGGAGUAAAAAGAGUCUUGACCCCUCCUCAAAUAGACUUCAAAGACCCCCAGCUCUCCUCCCCUUGCUUUUGUGUGGCCCUCUGACUUGGCCCUUCUGUUUUGGAAGGUUGGCCCCCAUUUUUUAUAUUUUGUUUUUUCCCCAAACGCCCUGACCGGGAGAUUCCACCCCAGCUGUUCGUAAGUCGCCCUCCCUGUCUAUUCCCCUCUUCUUUUAUUUCCAAGCAACUAAGCACUAAUGAAGCCAGACACACAAGACACCUCAGCUGCAACGCACAGUAGUUCAAACCCCCUCACAGCCUUCUGUGCCCUUUUUCCCCCUUGUGCGAUUCCCUCCUCCCGUCAGUCUAUCUUCUCUUCCCUCCAUAUGCCCCCCCUCUCCUCCUCAUUAAGCUACAAUGCAGAAAUGCUCCCACCGGUCGCAUGCAGAGUGGCAUAGGAGCUGAAAAACACCUCCCAGUUUCUAUUCCAAACAAACUCGCAACAGAUGCUCCUUUUCAGACACAUACAUACAGUCGAGAGGCUUUUGCACUCCAGAUUUCCCACAUUACCACCCAAAAGACUGGAGAGGAGUUUCUCCUCUGCCUUUUUUGUUUCUUGUUUUGCUGCAAAAUUUGCCACAGAUGGUGGAUGUCCCUGAGUUAUCUAUCCCGCAUUUAUGUUUUCCCUCUUUUUAUUUCGCUCUUGUUUGUGUUUGUGUGCACAUCGCAUUGUGUGCAUGUUUAUUUCUAUGCUUUUGAGGUCCUAAAACAAAACUUUGCAGCCUUUUUUUGCACGGGGUGAUGAGUGCUUUAGAGGAACCGAGACCGUGUCCGAAUAAAGCAACGAAACAACAAAGUGAGAGAGCUGGAAAAGGGAAGCGAGAGCAGUGAGACGGAGAUUAAAUAAAAUCCAGAGAAAUGUCCAUACAGAGCGAGGCAGCCUAUAAGAGUAAACAAAAUCAAUUUCUAAGAAAAAAACUCUUAGAAAUAGACCCACUCACAGACUACAGACACUCUCUCAGGGAUGCUGUCCAGCCAAGUGUGAGUCACAGCGUCUCUAUCCCUGUUUCAGAGUGUUGCACAACACAGAUAAAACAACAGAUAAAAAGCUGCACAGUAGAAACAUAAGCUGUGUCUAUUUUUUGACUGUGAAUCCACAGACAACCUGCAUGGAGGUGCCACUAUUAAGUGCAAACACUCCUGGUGUAAGAGCAGAGAGGGGAAGCAAUUUGUGGCUGUCUAUUUAUAGGAUUAUGUUUAAUUACAGUUCAAUAGAAGAUUUGUGAUCGGAGCGAUACCAUGAUUGAGGUGAUCGUGUGCGUACAUGUAUACUGUCAUAUUCUUCCACCUCUGUGUCUGCACUUUGGUAUGUGGAUUUGUUAGUUUCUCUGUCUAUAGCCUGUAGCAUCAGCGCAGAGUUCAACUCUAUGUUUAGCUGCAUGUGUGCUUGUCAACACCUAUUUCCAGCCGCACUUCUGUUUUUGCCCAUGUUACCAUUUUUCACCGUGUUACCCUCUUUUGUCCUCACACUGUAUUAUUGCUCCUCUGAAACAGAUGGAUCAUAGAGGGGGAUUUCCACUUUAUAGCAUGUUUCAGACUUGGGACAGCACCCACUCCGAUAACAAUGCACCCACUUAGUUAGCUUGUAGAGAUGGUAAUCAUUGUUGGUGCAUCGCUGGCUUCUUCACAGAUCCCCAAGCGUGCCAAAACAUGUUAUGAACAAGCUGAGUUGUCUCUAAAAGAAGCCUCUCAGGGCUUUCUCAUACCAGGGAAAAGCAGAAAAAUAAAAGCAAUGUGUGUUUGCAGUGGCUCCGGACUUUUUGGAGCCUUAGCAUUUCAACUAAAGCCUCCGGCUAAUGAGCUUCACUUAGUUAAACAAACUCGCUUCACUUUGUCGACUUCAAGGCUGCUUACAGUCAAUGUUCACCUUGAAUGAAAGACUGAAGAAAAAAGAAAACGAAAAAGCAUAAAAAAAACCUCAUUGUGUUUCUGUAUUCAAUAUUCAAAUCAGUAGUUUUCACCACAGACUCAUAACUCAGACGAAACAUUCCGAAACUGAUUUUGUGGAUCUUUAAGGAGAGAGUUUCCGCGUCAAAGUCAUUGUUCGCCGUCAUCUGAAAGUAAAAUUUAAAGCCUUGAUUGUUGAGGACAAGGAGAAAACAGAGUGGAUCACAAAUCUUUCAUAACAAUUUAUCUUGCCGGGCAAUCGAUGCCAAGAAACUUGACCCUUUCUCACAUGACCGAUUUAAUUCAUUCUGGCUUGGUAAGCAGGCGCUCAGAAUGUUUAGCCACUGGUGCGUAUCUCAGGGGGUAUGACCUCUCUCUAAGACACACACACACACAUAAAGAUUCACUCACAUGUACAUACACUCAGAGCGAAAAGACACCCAUGCGGACAGACUCACGCAAGCAAACACACAACUUAAUGCACGCUCACAAACACUUGGCCGCGUUGCUCUUUUGCAGCGGUGAUUUAUUACAGCAAACUAAAUACCCAUUGACACUUCAUGCUUUUAGCCAUCCCAUUGACCUGGCUGGCGAUUAUCGAUUCCCUCUGGUCGCUUCCUCCUUUGCUCUUUCAUCGGGCCAUCGUUUUAAUGCCACUGCAUUAGAAGUGCGCCCGCACUCGCUCUCUCUUCCACACGGCCUCCAGGGUCCUGGAUGAAUAGCCUUGUCUCCAUCGCAUCCAUAUUGCAGCCUUAAUUAAGAUGCUCAGGGCUCAGAUGGAAACAACUGGCUCCGGAGAACAAAUAGUGUGUUAAUGCCAGAGUUUCAAGACCGUCAAAUGAUCCAUGGUAGACUUUGGUCCGGGCAUUUGAAAUUCUUUUUACUUGAUUAAUCUUUCUUAGUGUUUAUUUUUCAAUGUUAAAGUGGGGCUGUGAUGUUUAACACCGUCCUGUACUCUGAAGGUCAAUGGAAAAUAUUAAAUCUUAGUGGGUUGGAGCGUUCGUGACACACCCAAACUUUCAUUCCUUGGACUGUUUUGAUUUUAUUCUCUUUAAUUUUAAUAUCCAUUGUCUUUUAAACUCUUUAAUGCACUGUCAUGCCGUAUGCAAAGCACUUUGAAGUGGCUUUAUAUUUGAAUAGAGCUACGCAAAUAAAGUUGCAAGGCCUUGGCUCAGUUAAAAACUAAACGCACUCCAUUUCUGUGAUAGGAAAGGGGAGCAGAUCCCUCAGCACACAUGCACACUCACAAAGAUAUGUUAUACACACAGGAAUCGCUAUUUGAAGUGAAAUGAUUUAAUCGUGGUGUCCUCAUUCGAGAUUGAAAAAUGCAUUAGAUUACAGUGUCUCAAAGAAAGCUUUUAGAGUCUAGUUUGCUUGUACUGGUUUAAUGAAGCUGGUAAUCAAAGUUUAGAAAAAUUAAUCCCAUUUUAUCCCAAGUAAUUCACCCCCUGGGCACGGUGGUAGCAUUGCAAGAUGUAGAGGAGAGUAAGAACAGAGAAGCAUGAAGGUUAACCGGCGUCUUUAUUAGAGGACGUUGCGAUCAUUGCUCUGUAAUUGAAGCGUAAUUGGUUGUGAAGCAAUGUGCCUGCUACUCCCAAACAGCUAUGAGGUAAACAUGCUGUGGUGGCUCUGUGGUGAGGAGGUGACAGGUUGCUUUAAUUGUGAUGAAUUUGCAGUUCCUGUCCCCGGCUUUUCGCUACAAUAACCAGAGAUGAAAGACGCAGCAAGGGACUAAACUGAAAGGUCCAAAAGCAGAACAAAAGGAGUAAAAAAGAAAAAUGUCGUCCCUCCAGUUUCCUCGUUCUUUGUUGACCAAAAAAAGAUGAAUGAAUAAUACUUUUUAAGUUUUGAUGCAAGUUUCGAGAUGGAUUGAUGUUUUAAAAAACAACUUCAUUAAAUCAACAAACACACACAGCCUCUAAUCUGUUUGUGUCUCUUAUUUUCUUCCAGUGGGAGGAGGUGAGCGGCUACGACGAUGCCAUGAACCCCAUCAGGACUUACCAAGUCUGCAAUGUACGUGAGCUGAACCAGAAUAACUGGCUACGCAGUGACUUCAUCCCCAGGAAGGAUGUGCUACGUGUAUAUGUGGAGAUGAAGUUCACUGUACGCGAUUGCAACAGCAUUCCAAACAUCCCAGGUUCCUGCAAAGAGACCUUCAAUCUGUUCUACUACGAGUCGGACUCAGACUCGGCCACAGCCACCAGUCCCUUCUGGAUGGAGAACCCUUACGUGAAAGUGGACACUAUUGCCCCCGAUGAGAGCUUUUCCAUGCUCGAAACCGGACGGGUAAACACUAAAGUCAGAAGUUUCGGGCCGCUGUCCAAAGCCGGGUUCUACUUGGCCUUCCAGGACCUUGGCGCUUGCAUGUCCCUCAUCUCAGUGAGGGUCUUUUAUAAGAAGUGCUCCACCACCAUCGCCAAUUUUGCUGUUUUCCCAGAGACAGCAACAGGGGCCGAAGCGACAUCCUUGGUCAUUGCGCCAGGAACUUGUGUCCCCAAUGCUCUGGAGGUGUCCGUGCCUCUGAAGCUGUAUUGCAACGGAGACGGCGAGUGGAUGGUCCCUGUCGGAGCCUGCACAUGCUCUGCUGGUUUCGAACCUGCCAUGAAGGAUACCCAAUGUCAAGGUGAGUGUUUUCACAACAGAUAAGUUCAGUCACGCCAGGACGGACAUGGUGUACACAUCCCAUGAAGCGCAGAGUUUAUAAGCACCAACAGACUCGGAGAAAUCCACAGAACACUGCAGUACUGCUGUUUCGCAGUUUAUUGCAGAGUCUUACCUUUCUAUAAAAUGAAGACGGGAUCAGAUUUCCCUUUGGCGCUCAAUAAUUUAUUACAUUAUUUCUGCUGAGAAGUUACAUUUGCAUUGAAGGUGCAUAAUAUCACAUUGUUCGGAGCGGAUGAAUUACCAUGUGUGAGCAGUAAGGCGUCUUGUUGAAAGGCACUUCAUCUCCAGGCAUGACUGUUGUGGACACACUGAUUGUUGGUGAAAUUGAAUCCGUAUUGUUUUGGCUGCGGGGUUACAGCCUCUAUCACUCCACUGUCCAGCUGCCACAUUAUUAUGAGCUAUUUAUAUUCCUUGUAUCCUUUGACAAAGUAAUACGACUACUACAAGGUAGAAUAAUACACACUAGAUGACACUGUCAGCAGGUGACUGCUCACCCCUCUAACCUCAGUUUUGCCUGGCAGCUGGUUGCUAAAUAAAUGGAAAUGCAGGGGAGGCUGUUUGCCUCUGUGAGCACAGAGGCUCCAUGAUGGUUUCAGGUCUGAUGGAAAACAUGACGGGUUCGCAGAGGUUGAGAGCAAGGUGAAUUUAAACAGCAAGGUCUCAGCUGAAAUGGAGUGCAGGUGACAGCAGGAGGAUAGGGGAGGAUAAAUGGAAAAUGCGCGUGUGUUGAGGGGUACGGGGGCGUAAAAUUAGGCUUGGUGAGCGUAGGUCAAAAGGAGACGGCGGAGUGAGAGAGAAUGACAGAGGUUCUGGUUGGGAUGUUGAUCAGCAGGGUUCAGUCCGAGGUGUUUGAGCAUGAACAGCUUAUGGAUGUGUUGGCGUCAUCCUUUGCUGACCGGGUUCAGGGGGCUCAUUCCUCAUAACACCCUAAGAAAAGACGUCUGAAGGCAUUUUGUUUCGUAACUAUUCAGAAUAUCAGACAGAAACGGCAGAGAAACAGUUUUGGGCAGGUGAUGAAUAUUGAUGUGUGUUCAGUUUGGGGCUGCAGAGUGUGUAGGUUUGAGAGUAAAUCUAAAGCCAGGCGUGUAUGGUUAAAAACUCAUUUGUUUGUUCUUGGCAGCUCAAGGUUAAAGCCCUGGCGACUGGGCCCUGAUAAAAUGCUCUCUAAUCAAGCUGCACUGAAGACCACGAGGGAUAAAUCUCCCUCUCCUCACCUCUCCUCCCAUCCUCUCUCCUCAGGUCCACCCUCCUUUCUGACUAGUUUUACUCCUAAGUUUACACUCUUUCCGUUUCUGCUUCCCUCUCUUUGGUCAAAACUGUACUAUGCCCCACUAACGUCGCUCACCCUCCCUUUCCUUCCCAAUCUGGAGGCUGCUAUUCUUAUUAAUACACCACUGGAGUUACUGUAAAAAUGUCUGCAUUAAUUUUAAUUGAUGAGCCUUUUUUUUUUUUUGCCUUUUCCACUCCUCUGCUGCACAUUUUUUCACCCCCAAUAGUUUUUCUCUUUUUUCCUCUUCAUGCUCCACACUUUCCAAUUUCAGCAUACAUUCUAAUCAGUUCCUUAAGCUCUAUGUUCUGCAUGAGAGGAUAAGACACAGGGGAGUGGGGAAUAAGGGGGAAAAAACGCCUGCAGGAUUAGCAUUUUCAAUGCCUCCACCUCUUCCACCUCUCCCUCCCUCUUCCUUCAGCCCCUUGUCUCUCUUUCUUCCUCAUUCUUUGCUGGUUCCUCUGAGGGGAAAAUGGAUGAAAGAGAGAGGAUGACCCCUUUACUCGCUGGAAGUGAUUGAUCAGCACUUUCAGCCCUUUGCCGGAAAAAAAAUAGAAGCUUUUCCCUCAACAUCUCUCAUUAAGCUAACAUGUUGAAAAUCCAAUACUCUCAUCCCUCAGUGAGAUGAGAAAUGGCUUAUAGUUUACUUUUGUCGAGUGAACUCAAAUGAACUCACUCGGGUCAUGCUACCAGAUCCAAGACGCAGUUCUCCCACCCGGUAAAAAUGGAGGUCAUUCCUUAUCUCUAUAUCAACAGCUCUGUCUGUUAGCCAGAGGUGUGGAUGACUCUGAUUAAUGGUGGAAGAACAAAUACACUUAGUGCUAAUGUACACGGCGCCGUCAACUGGUGGUUUAGUGCUAAUAUUGACCUUCCAAAAGCGGGACAACAGCAGGAGCAGGAAGUGGUCUGCUGUAGGUUUGACCCCCCAACCUUGUUUUUUUUUUUCUCUCUCUCUUUUUUUCAUCACGAGGAGAAAAACAAAUUUUGAAGCUAUGGAGACAAUUAUCAUUCAGGAGGACAAACACUGAGCUGUGGCCUUGACUUUGACAAGCUAACGCACUGGCGGGUCAGCUAAUCAACUGGCCCCUGUAAACUUUGACUGUCUUACCCACGCUUUUCUUUUUUUAUUAAGCGCUGCGGCAAACUCAUUCAUCUUUUAACGAGACUGUUUAUCAAAGAUAUGGAGCCUGCCAAAGGGUUCUGGUUCAGUGUGCCGCCGUCAGUGUCUCCCAGUACAUCUGCAACUUAUCACCUGAGUUAUAAACGUCCAAACGGCUGCUAUAAAUGGAGAUAGGACACCAACAAAGGCGAGCAGUGUUGUCAUCUGAUCAACCAGGCUUCAACAUUGAAGAACCAGUUUAGGAAAACAGAACUGAAGUUGGUUUUGCACAGAGAUGUAGGAUUACUGCAGAUACCAGUCUCUCUGGGUGAGUUAUAAUCAUUCAAGGACAGAAUGGUGUGUGCAGAGAUAUAUCUUUGCAGUAUUACAGUUAACUUUGUGCAUGUACACAUAAACAUACAUGUUAUUCUCAAGGUUAAUAUUUAAUUUUGAAGGAAAAAACAACAUGCCAGCAUUUUGACUCCUAGGAUUGUGUUUGUGAGUGAGGUUGACCAUCUCUGGAGCUCUAAAUCUCAUCUCACUUUUCAUUCAAUGUAGGGUAAGGGGAGCACACACAGAAAUAUUCACAUUUCUACACAAACAUCUAAAACUCAUCAAAACAUUUCUCAUGUCAUUUUAUCCAGUGAGGUAGACCAGUGUUUGAGACAGGGACAAGAAACUGUUUGCUGAAGUUAAGACACUUCAUCCUCUGGUAAACACUCGCAUACAAAAGAUUUGUAAAGUGAACUGCACCAUUUAUAAAACUGGACUCUACGUGAUUGUAACAAGUUAUUUUUGUGAGUUGCUAUAUACCAUCUGCUCUACUUCCGAAGCCAUUGAAGUAAGUUCUAAUUCAGACCUAAAAUUAAUAUUUCUUUCUCCAUUCUUCUCCUCUCAUCAGCUUGCAGCCCUGGCACCUUCAAGUCCAAACAGGGAGACGGUUUCUGCCUGCCGUGUCCAGCGAACAGCCGUGCCAGCUCAGGAGCGUCUAGUGUUUGCUCCUGUCGAAAUGGCUACUACCGCUCCGACGCUGAUUCGCCAGACUCUCCAUGCACAAGUAAGGAAAAGACUGCUUAGAUAAGGAACUAUUUGUGAUAGAAACUAGAAGCCUGGGUGCUUUUGUCACACAGGUGCAUACCUGAUGUUCAGACAGGUAAAAGUUCUACAGAUUCUUGACUGUGUGGGAAAUAUGUUUUCAGACAUCCCUGUUUGGAUGGUGUUUUCCAUUCCUGAUAAAACCUCUGAGGAGCUCAUAUGCUGUUCCCACCACACCAUAUGAGAGUCUGCUCGCUUCCCCAACCUUAUCCUCAAAUGUUAUCAUCUUUCACCUCCCCCAACCGCCUCAACAUGAGGUCCAUUUGUUUUCCAGCGCUGCCGUACCUUUACAGAUAGACAGUGGAGGAAUUUUUCUAGUAGUGGUGCAUUUGCUGAGAGAAAACACACACACACAUGUAGGAGCUAAUUCAUUCACUAGUGAAGAGAAGAGAAGAUCCUUUUUUUUGUGCUGCUGGGGUGGGGGGCUGAUUCUCCCACAGUGCAGCCAGAGAUAAGGCUCCAGUAAUUGGAUAAGAAUUGCCAAGGCUCUGCCAAUAGUUGGUCUCGCUCGUCCCCCCCAGCACUUUACACACACUCGCACGCACACCCAAAUACACACACUGGCACAUGGUGGAAAUGAGCAUGCAAUUCAAAUUUGAACUCCUGUCCUCUUUUUUUUUUUUUUCAGCAGAACUGCUGGAACCGUCUCCUGUUAAAUGAGAGAAAAAUAUGUGUAGUUAAUGCGUAAAAAAAUCACUGCUACCACAGUACACAAUUAUGAUGAUAGCAGCCUUGAAAUAAUCAGUGUCUAUGUGUAAAACGGUAUGUAAACUGUCUUUUGCUGUACGAGUCUCAGCUUAUUGUCAGGGUGUCUCUGUGCUGUCACCAGGACAUUGUGCAUGGAGAUUAAAUUCAUUUUCAUUCCAAACCUAUUUACGCUCUACCUCUCUCUUUUUCAGCCGUUCCCUCCGCACCACGUAGUGUCAUCUCCAUAGUGAAUGAAACCUCGCUCGUGCUGGAAUGGAGCGAGCCACGUGACUUGGGAGGCCGUGAAGAUAUCUUCUACAAUGUCAUCUGUAAGAAGUGUCUACCCGAGCGGGGAAUGUGCUCUCGGUGCGACGACAACGUGGACAUCUCGCCGCGCCACCUGGGCCUGACCCUGCGCAGAGUGGCUGUCCGUAAUCUCCAAGCUCAUACGCAGUACAGCUUUGAGAUCCAGGCUGUCAAUGGGGUUUCCAACAAGAGUCCGUAUACGCCCCAGUUCUCGACUGUGAACAUCACUACAAAUCAGGCUGGUAGGUAAAGCUGCAGCCUUACGGCUCCCUGUCAGAAACGAUACUGAAGUUGUGGGCGCUGCCAGCUAUCAAAGCUGGGACAAGAUGCAAAAGCAUGUCAGAGAAUACCUUCUGCGCUUAAGAAGUAGAGAUCAAUUUCUUAUAUGCUAGUAGGAGUAUGUUACAUAUUUUCCCUUUGAACAGGGAUUGAGAAGGAAGACAUUCUUCUGAAUGGGCUUAGAAAAGGGACCUUUUUCACACGCCCACACCAUGCUCUGUGCUAACACCACUGCAAAUAGCAAUAGCGAGGCAGUGUGUAUUCAAAGUGUUGAACCCUCAGUAUUCUAGCUGCCCACUGCUUCCAACCCACCGCUCCUCCAGCCCACAGCAACAACAGGAACUAGGCCAGUGUAGCAAUCAUGGCAGAGAUUACAGUUUCCAUGCGCAGAAGACUGAAACCCUGUUGAUGUACAGAAUCAUUCAUGACAGAAAUGAUAAGCUACAGUAUUGCAUGUGUGCCCUGUAACACACACACACACAUAUAUAUAAAUGCAAAGUGUCAGCGUUAAUGGUUUUAGAUGGAAAAUAUAGGUGUGUGUAGGUUGGCAGGUAAAUAAGUAAUCUUGCUGUUGUCGAUUCCCUUUGCUUAACUGAACUCUAUCUACGCCUCAGUUUCUGAGUUUGUCUCCUUGAUGAGAUUCUCCUCGAGCUCUUAAAUUUAAUACAGACGCUUUGUUAAGUUUGUUAUAUCUGCUGCCCCCAAACAACACCAGGGAUUAUCCCUUUCGCUCUCUCCCGUCAUCGCUCCAUCGGCCCUGUCCUUCUAACCUCUGGCCCAGAGUUCCUGCUCAUGAAAGAUGCUUUAAGGAAUGCCUUCUGUUUGCGGGUCUAGGACCCAAAGACCCAACAGGGCCCCAUGUGAAGGCUUCAUUGUUUCACAAAGGGUCUGGCACUGAGCUGACAGAGACUGCUGUCCAUCUUGGGUGCUCGGGGUCAGUUGGCUGCAGGGAGAGAAAGGGGGCUGAGGGGAAAGGAAGGGGUAAGAGAGCAUCAACUGUGAUCAGAUUAUCCUCUGGUGUAGUCUCCAAACCAUCCCUGCAUGUGCAUUCACCUUUUAAGAUCCUAAAUAAAUACAAGGGCGGAGAUAAGCCCCAAGAGGCCACCUCCAUGGUUACUCCAACGUCUUCUCCCAAGGGAGGGCCCCUAAUCCCCUGGCUAGAGAAACCAGGGGAUCUGCCUAGGAAGCAUUGUCUUCUGGAAGAGAAAAGGGAGGGCCUUGGUGGACAGGAAGGGAAAUAACCAGGGAAGGGAAGGUUUGGGAGCAAAGAGAAACAGAAUUAUGUCUGGCCACAAACACAGACAGCAGAAGGAGACAGUAAAUGCAAGAAGGAGGAUCAAAGAGCUCAAAAGUGGGGAUUAAAAAACUUGGAAGAAAGGAGCUCGACAGAGAUAGUUUGGAGAUGGAGGCUGUUUGAAAACAUGUGAAAUACAGUAGAAAUCAAAGAAGGUGGUCGUACAAAAUUGAGGAAGGAGUCGGGAGGUAUGUAACUUUAAUUUACUUUAGAAGAGACGAUGCCUACGGAGAUUAAAACAAAAUUUAAGCUGGAAAAAAAGUUGAUGGAGCAGAGUGUGUGGAGGGAGUGAGUCAGAGGUAUAGAACAAGGCUGAACUUGGAAAAGAGCAAAAAGAGACGGAGAGGCAGACAGCACAUGUCUAUUGAUAGGUACAUGUUAACAAAGCAUAGAAAACCAAUGUGGGUGGAGGGCCAGAGUUUAGAUCUGAACAUAAAUGUGUAAAACAAAGAUUUCUUGCUUUUAAACAGUGAAAGCGUGAGUUCAGGAAGCCUGUAGUCAAAUUUAAGGAUGACAUCUGCGAGUAUCUGUGAGCCAUCUGCAACCCGGAGUUUGUCUGUGGACCAGGAGACUAUAUACCACAGAUUUAUCCAUCAGUUUUGCUGCUAGAUUCUCUUGUCACAUGAGAAUUAGACAUUCCCUCUCCCUCCCCGAGGACUCUAGGGAGGGAGAAUUUGAGCAUUAGUGAGGGAUGGUCCUGCAUACCAACUAUUGGCCGAAGCUUUCACAAAGACCAGAGCCUAGCACUUUGUAUUUGAGCUUCUGUGGACACACAAAGGGCACAGGACUUGAAAAGACAUAACACACAGCACAAUCAACAAAGCGUGUUUUCCCUUUAUUCGUUCUGCCCUAUGCAGCUCCAUCUGCAGUUCCCACGGUUCACCUGAUGGCGGCCACAGCGAGCACCAUGAGCCUGUCCUGGCUGCCCCCAGAGAAACCCAACGGAAUCAUUCUGGAUUAUGAGAUUAAGUACCAUGAGAAGGUAAGCAGCAAUGUAAGUCAACACCUCUGAUUCAAUCCCAUUUCAAUGACGUGCACGGUCUCUGUUUAGUCAGUGUUUGUGUUGACAAUACCUCUGCUGAUAAACACAUGGUUGAACCAGUUGUGGCUUGUGUGAUCAUCCUUUCCUCUGUGUCGUCCUUGUCCUCAUCUUCCAACCCUUUCUGUCUUUUUUUCUGUCAUUCCUCCCAAUUCCCUACAUUUAUAUCACACUGUGCUCUUUUUCUGUGCCUGUAAUUCCACUUCUCCCUCUUUCCUCCUGCUUAUCCCAGCUCUUCUCCAAAUGAGAAACUUUCUAGAGGCCUUGAGAGUUUCGACCAGAUAUGUCUGAGGGAGAACAGAAAGGCAGUCUUUGUAUAUCGGCUGUAUUUUGUCUUAUCCCCUCUCCUGUCGGAUUAAAACUCCACUUGCACUUUGCUGCUUUCAUUUCUCUCUCUGGCUAUUGUCCCAGACAGAUAGUGCUGAGUAUUUUGAUCGCUCAUUGUUUCCUUCUCUUCAGGAUCAGGGUGAGGCCAUCGCUCAUACCAUGACUGCCCAGCGAAGCAACGCCCGCAUCGAAGGUCUCAAGGCCGGAACACCGUAUGUGGUGCAGGUCCGAGCCCGAACAGUGGCUGGUUAUGGUCGUUACAGCAGCCCGGCGGACUUCAGCACCAACCUGCAAAGUAUGUCACUCCAAUUCCUACUUCAUUACCUAGGGAUAUGUUGGGAUAUUUGGGGCUUAGCUGCAUUACCUCUAUAAAAGUGCUGUGCAUAAGCCUAUGAGCAUAAUUGAGGCUCAAAAGCUUAUGGACCUAGGUACCGCUGUGACUAUUUUUUGGUGCAAAAGAAGUAAAAUCCUUGUAGAGAAAUUGACUUUUGGUUUGGUCUAGUCUUUCAUUCGUAUGAAAUCAGUCCAGGUAUCAGCUUUAAUCUUGCUUUACAAAAUAAUCACCUUUGAGAAGAGAAAAUUACAGAAGAAAUGAGUCUUUUUUUAAAUUAAAGAAUAUAAAGUGUAAGCAAAAGUUGUACUCAGGAAAAGUCAUCAACUUUCUCUUCGACUUUCUACAGCUGAUCCUCCAAAGCCGUGGCAGGAGCAGCUGCCUCUCAUCGUCGGAACAGCCACCACCAUCUUGGUCUUCAUCAUUGCAGUCGUAGUCAUUGCUAUUGUCUGCCUCAGGUUAGUAAAAAGUCUCAUGCAGCUUCACAAAACAGUCAGAUCUCCGAGAACAUGAGCAACAAAUAGUUUGGUAAAACAUUUCUGCACCGACUCACUCUCUGCUUUUCUCUAGCUGAAGGAUUUCCAAACAGCAACCACUUGAAGAAACACUUUUUUUUUUCCUUUAAGUAAAAAGAAUUGGAUACCUUAAAAUGUCAACUUUGUUUGCAUGUCCUCCAAACCACCCUAGCAGUUUUUCUGUGCCACCUGUGAGGCCGCUGAAUUCCAGAUUAGUCCUCUGAAUGUGUGAGUGGUAAACAGCUUUGGCAAAAACGCUUCUUUGCUCACUAGACACAGCAUGGUGGAGCAGCUGUUCGGCCUGAUAGGCCUGCCCUCAUGGCCCGGCACUCAGAAUCAUCUUUGCAGCCGCCCGACCACAAAGAACCCCAGAUGCGCCCCUGUCUGCUGGGCCCAAUUGACUGGGAAGAUGCGAGCGGCUGCUCAGACCUUUCAAAAAGUCUGACACUGCUUCUGUUGGGUCUAACCACACUCGUUUAUCCUUAUACCACUCAUUUGUCAAGCUGUAAAUGCAGAGCUUGUGUGUAUAUAGGUGUGAAAGGUUGGCACCCACCGCUGACUGGCGCCCACUGGGUUCCCUCCACAAGCCAGUUCAGGCUGUGGCUGACAAGCGUGAGCAUCAGUCACGCUAGACUGAAUAAUAAUCUCCCUGGCUCCCCUCCUCUCUUGCUCCCUGCUGCCUCUACGCUCUCUUCUAUUUUCACACCACUACAUUGUGUCUCUCUCAGGGUCUUGGCUUAGCCAGUGCUUUGACUGCCACAGAAGAAGAAGAAGAAGAAGGAGAAAAUAGUCAUCAUACAAAACGCAGAGCUUUGGCAUAUUUCGGAUCUGAAUUAGAAUUUGAAAUAAGAUGCAAAUCACCAGCGGGUAUUAUUGCCCUGGUUACUGGUUAGACAACAAAAGAAGCACAUUAACAUGUAAUUUCAACAACCCAGCCCCCUCGCUCUGUCAUCUCUUUACACACAUGCAGGAGGACAAGGAUACGGAAACUGUGGAGCAUGAGUAAACUGAAAACAGAAGAAUAAAAAUGUUGAGGGAAUUAGUAAAAUAGUACAAGAGAGUAAAAUAAGAGGCGGUUUGAAUGAAAUAAACGGUGUAAUGUCUGUAGGGCAGGAAAAGCGAGACAGCUGAGCUUGCUGUUUGAGUCUGCUUUUGUCUCGGCUGCUCAUUUUCAACGUACCAAGAGUGAAUGUUUUUUAUUUUGUUUUUUUUUCUUAUUCCAGCUUCACACGAUGGUACGGCAUCCUUUUGUUCAGAGUUGUGUUCCAGUCCCCAAAAAUGAAUCAUUUUUACCAGCAGGCAUUGAUCCAGUCUUUAUCUACAGUGUAUUCCUUGCUUCCAAAGCAUAAAGACACCUUUGCCAAGCCACAUCGUAGUGCUGCAACAUUUUUGCAGACAUUAUUAGGGAUCUGUUUUCUCUCCGCGCCUUUGUUCCUUCCAGUACUUGCACCCUGCUGUGUGGAGUCCACAUGACUAAGUUUGGUUUUUUCAUCUCUUUACAGAAAGCAGAGAAAUGGUUCAGAGUCUGAGUACACAGAGAAACUGCAGCAGUACAGUAAGUCUCUCUGCUGAGAUACCUUCCUUUCAAGCACUGUUUAAAUUUCAAGCUGUUUUCUUGUACCUCACCUGAAACUAUACUGGGCUAAAGCUGCCGUCAGAAUCAGGCGUAAUAAAAAAAAAUGUUGUCAGUCGUGUUCAAAUGCAUGUAUUCACUUUCCCGUUCUUGCCACUGAAUCCCCUAUAGUAACGCCGGGAAUGAAGGUCUACAUUGACCCCUUCACCUAUGAAGACCCCAACGAGGCAGUGCGCGAGUUUGCCAAGGAGAUAGACGUGUCCUGCGUGAAGAUCGAGGAGGUCAUCGGCGCAGGUAACCCACCAAAGCUCCUGAGCUACAGGGGGAAGACUGCUAGUCACCUCCAGGCCAUACCGUUAGAGGACUUCACACCAAGCGGUACUUUCACUCAAUUCAUCGCUAGCCCUCUCCUUGCUCCCACCCCUCCCACACUCGCCACCUCUUAGGACCCCCCUCUUACAGACGUCUCCAGCACUCUCCUGUGUUCAAACAGUACUAGCCACAGUGUUAAGUCAGUGUGACUCCACAGUCCUGUCACCCUUACGUUGAUUUUGGAGUAGAUGUUAUACCUUGUGUUUAAUGGUUCAUCAUUUCACCCAAAUCCUGAGAACAGAACUCAAUCCUGGAACAAAAAGAGAAGCAGCGUGAGGAUAUUCAUUUAGUAUAAAUAAGGAGGAAUCAGCAAACAUUUCUAUAACUGAUAAAAAAGUUUUUCUUGAAUUUAAUGUGAGCAAAGAGUGAAUAAUGUAAGUCUACAGCUCCAUACAGACAGGAUUUAUUUCUCUGGGGGAAGUUUUAAUCCUGUCCCAAUGCAAAUGUGAUUUUUUUUUCCUCUUAUCUCUUCAAGCCUUAUUAUUUUUGGGCACACUUGUUUGCCUUCUAUUUUUAAACUUCUCAACGGAUAGACACAAACUGUAACUCUGAAUAAUCGCACAUAAAUCUACCUACUUUCUCAAGUCUAAGAUUUUAUUUAACAACCUUGUUCGAGUCCUGUGGGGUGUAAUGAAUAAAUUCUCACAUAAUUAUUACUGCGAUUAGUGACAUUUACUUCUUAUUUGAGGAACCCAGUGGAAAAUCUUCAUUUGGGUCAUAGCUUUUGUACUUUGAGUUUUUACAUAUUAAGGUUUCGGGAAUAUGUCGGUAUGUAACAACAGAUUCAAGCAGAUCUCCUUCACCCUCCUGAAGUUAAAAAUCCUGUCUGGAUGGGACGUUAAUCGUUAAAGAUGUUUCCAGGAUUGGCCGUCUCUGACCUUGUCCACUUUAAAGUGUCUCCAGAACCUCUUUAUCUAAGAGAGCUUCUGCCAGAUCACGACAUUUGACCUAUUAUCCUAGUAUUGUUUCCACUAUGUCAUUGUUUCCCCUCCCUUAGACACCCCCCCUCAACGUUUGAUGUUGUAGAUAGUUGAAUAUUUGAUGAUUCUGAUAUCAUUGAUAGUAAUUUAUAUAUCUGCUCAAAGCUGCAGGACUUGUGCCAAAUGAGGUUGAGUUUUCUUAGCAUUGUUUCUGAGCCAAAAGCGGAGGACGUUGUGAUGGCAGAGAUGGGAGUCUCUACUACUGCUUCUGCUACUACCAUUACUACUGCUACUACUACCUCGAGAGCUCUUCUACUGCUGAGGCUACUACUUGAAACCCGUCGCUCCCCAGCAUUCGCCUUUAAAGUGACAAACCCCUCAACCCCUGUCUUCCCUGUCCCCUCCCCCCUCAUCUCCUCUUCCCCUUCCUAAAAUCCAUCCUCCCAUUCCUCCAUCCCUCACCCUCUCACCCCCCUGGCCUCUCUCACUUGUGUCACCUUUGCACCUUCGUUUGCGACAUCGCUCUCAUCACUUUGCAUUCAUGCACACGCUUGGUGUAGACUCUAAACAUAAAGCGUCCACAACCCCCAAAACUCCAAAGCUUCUCUCUCCGCCUUCCUCCUCCUCCUGUGCCCGCUACUCCAGCCCCUCUGAAGCUUAGCGACACCCCCUCGUUUCUUUCUCCCUCCCCCCUUCUGUCCCCUUUCUUACCUUGUACCCUGUCACCCCGCUUUACCCGUUUUUGUUCGACAAGUGUUUUCUAUUUUCUCCCAAUCCGUCACCAUGCCUCACGUUCAUCACGCUGUUUCUUUUAAUCCGUAGCAUAACAGCACAAAGUUACUGUAUGCUCACCCUGUCACCACCAUCCAUUGACAUUGGCCUAGAGACCUGGCUUCUCUUGCAGUCCCCCCUGUCCCACUUCCCUGCUACUCCUCCCUGGCUCCUUGGUUCUAACCAGUUAACUGUACCCUCUCCCCUCUUUUCCCCCCACUCUCCUCCACUCUACCGUCAUGCCUCUCUCCCCUCCCUCUUUCUCUCACUCUCCUCCCAUCUCUCCUACUCCUCUUUUUUCUGUUUCUCUGGCUGUCCACCUUGGCUCUCACAGGAGAGUUCGGAGAGGUGUGCCGCGGUCGCCUCAAGCUGCCCGGGCGCAGGGAGAUCAUCGUAGCCAUCAAGACUCUCAAGGUGGGCUACACUGACCGUCAAAGGCGAGACUUUCUGUCUGAGGCGUCCAUCAUGGGCCAGUUUGACCACCCCAACAUUAUCCGUCUGGAGGGUGUGGUCACGAAGAGCCGACCGGUGAUGAUAGUGACUGAGUUCAUGGAGAACGGAGCGCUGGACUCUUUUCUAAGGGUGAGAAAAACAAAUACAGCUCUUAUGAUAGAUAAUAGUUAUUAAUUAUUUCCUGAUUAUGCACUUAUAAUAGAUGUUUUUUCCCCUUAAAACUGAGACGCUGUAUUUCAAGGGCUAUCUACUAAAUUCCUCAGUUCCUCCUCCUCCUACACUAUCUAACAAAUAAACCCUUACAGAUUUCCCUGAUCUCGAUUUUGGUUAUCUUAUUUCCUUAAAAAAGUCUUCUUUAGUUCUGCUACAGAGCGUUAAGAGGAUAUCAGGCAAAUGCUGCAUUCAGGCAGAUGGUGACAUUUACAAAAAGCUCAGUCUGUGCUGAAUCACAAUGUCAAAGUCACAUCAGACUGUGUCUGCUGUGAAAAAGCGGCUGAUAUGAGAAGAUAUGGAGGAUGGAGAGACAGAACUGGAAAAGACUUUACAGCGAUGAGUAAGAGGUCGUAGGAAAGAACUGUGAGAGAUACUUAAAAGAGAAAGACAGUUAGGACAAAUAAAGGUGAAAAGGGGACAAACAUAAAUAUUUAUUCCUUUGAACGCACAACCUUGAUCCACAGUCCAGUUUAUCGCUGUUAUUCUCUCUCUACCUUUGCCAGCUCAAUGACGGGCAGUUCACAGUGAUCCAGCUGGUCGGCAUGCUGCGCGGUAUCGCAGCGGGCAUGAAGUACCUGUCAGAUAUGAACUACGUGCACAGAGACUUGGCUGCCCGAAACAUCUUAGUCAACAGUAAUCUGGUGUGUAAGGUGUCGGACUUCGGCCUGUCUCGUUUCCUGGAGGACGACCCCACAGACCCCACUUACACCAGCUCCCUGGUAAGGAAAAGCAGAAGAGUGUGUGUGUGUGUGUAUGUGUUUUUAUGUAAAUGCAUACAUGUUCAAAACCAAUGUUUAAAGGUGCUACAUGUGACGUUGAAAACAGCAACGCAUCAUGAUCAUGUGAACUCCAGCUCCUUUCACUCUCAACUCCAAGGUAGUUCAGUAGUUAUCAUGUAAAUAAGAGGGACGAAUUAAAAAGAGCGAUAGUGCAGCCAAGUUACAGUUUAGAAAUGAAUUUGAAAUUUUUUAGGGUCAAAAAAUCUUAAAAUCCAAGAAUUCUGAACCUUUUGUAAAAUUGUGACCUGAACAUGUUGCUGCAUGUGUGUUUGGAGCAGUUUGCCAGGCACGUAACAGGAUCUUUAGCUGAUAAUUUAAUGGAAUGUCUGGUAUUAAUAAACGACUGGUUCUUAUUCUUACAUGACCGAACAUGUUAGAUUGGCAAAGGAAGCUGAGGUUCGUUGGCAAGGUCAGACGAGAUCGUCAAGAAUGAACAAGUGCCCUGAGAAAAAAAAAAAACAGACAGACAACCGCCUGGUUUGUUUACAAAAGUGCAGUUUUUCUGCUUUGACUUCUUAACUAAAAAAAAAAGAACAGUUCACUUUCCUUUCAUUGCAAACCAGCUUAAUGUGUCACAAUGACGAAUCAUCAAACGGGUUAAUUUUGGUAAAAGGUGAAAGUUUUAUCCAACUUGUCAAUCAGGUUAAGCAAAACAUCACAAAACGAUUGUGUUAUUUUGGAGCGGCACUGGGAACAUGAGAAGUCUGGGAAUCAUGUGAAUCAGAGCGCUCGUGUUUGAUGACCUUUGCCAGACAGAUAUUCAGACAGAUUUCUAGGAUGGCGGCUUAAUCCUCAACCGCAUGAGUAUUAAAGGAAGUAGUUUAAUUUACAUACUAGUGAUUGGGCAGUACAGAGUUAUCUCAUGUCAGAUGACCAGAAGAAGUCAGUCGCCUCAUUUAAAGUUUAUUCUGGAUUCAUGAUGAUGAUAUGUUGAUGUUAAACAACUCACUUUGUAGCACAUUAAAUAUUACAGCUUCAUGUGUUCGUACACGUCGUUCUCCGUUACUGUCUUACUAACCUCGUGUGUGUGUCUGUGUGGUGUUUUGGUGGCAUGCACCCACGUGUUGUGCAUCAACAUUUCCCUUAGACUGUGUUUUUUCUCACCCUCUCUCUUCCUCUUGUAUGUGUGUGACUCUGUGUUUGUGAUCCAUCCCUCCAGUAUUUCAUGCUCACCUACUCAUUCGCAUAUCCACAGGGAGGCAAGAUCCCCAUCCGCUGGACGGCUCCCGAGGCGAUCGCCUACAGGAAGUUCACCUCGGCCAGCGAUGUGUGGAGCUAUGGCAUCGUCAUGUGGGAAGUGAUGUCGUACGGCGAGCGGCCGUACUGGGACAUGAGCAAUCAAGAUGUAAGCUGGGGUCAUGUGACAUUUGCAAACUAAAUAUCUAAUUUGUAAAAAAAGAGCUAUUCUGUUGAAAUAUUCAGGAGCGGCAGUAGCUUUUUGCAUUUCAAGAUGAUACAUGCGGAUAUUUAAAAUUAUAAUCGAUUUCAACCACUUCUGCUGUUACUGCCUAAAAGCUAUUCUCUCUCUUCAAAUCCACCCACAUCUACCACUCAGAGAUAAUCUUUCUCUCGCUCUUAUUUCUAUAUAUUCCCCAAAGUUUUUCUCCUAUUUAUCUCUCACUCUUCCAUCAUAUUCCUCAUCUGUCCUCCCUUACCUGCUCUUUUGAUUGACCCUCAUUGUCUAUCUCUGUAAUUAGAAGUUAUUGUGAUUUCUUUGCUGCUCUUCUUUAGGUGAUAAAUGCCGUGGAGCAGGACUAUCGACUGCCCCCACCCAUGGACUGCCCCACAGCGCUACACCAGCUCAUGUUGGACUGCUGGGUGAAAGAGAGGAACCUACGACCCAAAUUCACCCAGAUUGUGGCCACGCUGGAUAAGCUCAUACGCAACGCUGCCAGCCUGAAGGUGGUCACCAACAGCACACAGUCCACUGGGUAAGUUGGAGCGUGGUGAUAUGAGAGUCCUGACAGACGAAGAUAAAAGCGUUUUUUUUUUUGUUGUUGUCUGUGUCUGUUUGGCAGAGCGUGGAGUUAUAAAGCAGAAAAAAAGCUUUGAUCGUGGCUCCCCGGGGGGCCGAGUUAAGUUUUAUUAGAUGAUUUUCCUAAAGGGCGAUGAUGUCUAAUUACGAUCGUAUCAUUAUAAUAUUUGUGGGACUGGCUUCUUUAAAAUCUCCUCCAUUUCUUUGGGCUGUACAUUCGAGGGGACCUGCUGGCCUCAGAUGAUGAAUUGCUGUAAAAGGUCAUUAGUUUAUCGCAGAAAUACUCUUGACUUUUUAGCCGUGAGAUUACCAGCCGAGUCAUUUCACUCAGCAGUAAUGAUUUGACUGUGCAAAUAUUCCUUAUCCAAGUUGGUAUGGUGUACGUGAACCACUCUGACUCAGCUCUAACAAUCUCUUAACACCUAUAAAGCGCAGAUUUCUUCUCAUACAACUCUGUAGUUCUCACAAAUGCAGCCAGGGCCAUUAUGCAAAUCCAAAUUACCAUCGCUCAAUAAAGCCCUUAAAGCAACUCCCCCGCCAACCGGGAGCUCAAUCAAUGAUGUCACAUCUACAUUUAGCCACGCUCGCUACCUCUCUCCUCAACUUGUUUCUUGGAAAGAAUUCGGAGGACAAAAAAAAAGGUGGCGGAGUUGGAGCGAUAGGCAGGGAGGGGUGACCUACCUAUCUGUCCCUUCAACAGGGUCUUUCUGUCUUCAGGGAGGGCCACAGACAAUCCAGGUUUUGGGCUCAUGGGGGAAAGCAGGGUCUCGGUUGGCCACCAAAGUGACGUUCUUGGAAGAUUAAGCUUUGCGGUUAAUUAGCUCGAUUAGGGCGAUGCAAAAAGAGUUGGGAGCGCCUUUUAAUUAGCCACUAACGAGAUUUUAAACGGGCCAGCGGAGAGGUGGCCUCCUGCCGACAAACCUAACAAGGGAAGAGUGAGAGAUGAUACUGUCACUGUGGUCGGCGGUGAAGGGUGGCUGGAGGUUAGCUAACACUGUCUGGCAUACCAGUCAUUUGUUCCAGGCGUUGCUGUAUUUCUGCACUCGAGGUUAAAAGUGCAGUGAAAAAAUGAGCUUUAGUGACAUUUCUACUGUUGUAAAUGCAGAAAUAAGCACUAAAUCCACUCUCCUCAUAGAAAUGCAGUCUAGUCUUCAGCAAUCUAACCUUAAGACCUGGUUUAACUGCAAAGGUCUCUAUACCAUUAACCUUCAGCCAGGCUCGGCGUCGAACUGUUUCACUCGCUUUCAUACAAAACUACCCAGCUCUCUCGCCGUAUCCCUGCCUGUGGCUCACAUGUGGCUUGCAUCGGUCUGAACUUUUUUGAAGCCAGCUUUAGAGAGGGAACACUAACAAUGCUCCAUUAAGAGAAGCCAGAGUCUGGUGUUAACGACGGCCCGAGGCCUUGGGCUCCGAAGAGCAGGCCUUAUUAAAAAUCACUCCAUCUACACCACUCAAUGGAGCCUCUGUAUCACUGUUAUUAACUCUCCCCCUCUAUGCCUUUUUCUCUUUUCUCCCUCUUUCUCUCUCCAUUCCUCUUUUAAUUGUUAAUGAAUCUAAUGCCAUCAAAAAGGAUGACAGGGAUCAGCAGAGCAGAGAGGAGGGAAGACAGUGGUGCUCUUUCAGUCCGCCUGCUCCCUCAUCUGUUUCUCCUCCUUCACCUCCCUGCCUCCCCGUCUCUCCCCCCCCUCCACCUCCACCUUCACCUCCACUCUUCUUCAUCCGCUCCACUUCACUUUGAGUUGUACCACAGUUUUAUUAAAACUCCCAAGGUGGCCUCUCUAUCUGCAGCACUGAUCAGAACAGAGGGUUUGCUUUUCUUUAGAAAGGCCUUUUAGGGCUGUCAACAGGUGGGCAGAAAGACACCAAACACAUUUUCAAGAUAACACAUACUGACAGUAUACAGCUCUUCAGAUUAUUCAGCAUAGAUACAGAGCUAGACACUCCUUCAAUGUGUUUCCAGCGUCUGCAAAACAGUGAGUCAGCCCCUAAAGGGCGACAGCAUCUGUGUUUACAUUCCACAAAUCUUCCUCCAUCGUCAUGAAUCAUUUCGCCAAAGAUGUCUUUGCACCUCCAUUGGUUUAUCAGCUGCAUAUCUCUUUGUCUAGCCAAUCAUGACCUUCUACAGGAAACCUGUGCUUCCACAAACCCUGAGAUGAUGCGGUCCUAAAGUAUUCUGCGACCGCUAGUAGAAGUAAUCUUGUUUAGCUGAUGAAGCUGAAAAAAGAGGAAUCAAAUCUAUUAAAUUAAAUACAAACCAGAUUUUUAAAUUGGUUAAAAGUGCAACUCAGUUUUCAAGUGACUUUUUGUCCUUUUUUAGCUAAGGGAGCAGAAACCUGAAACAUAUCUACAUGUUCUCAUGAUUCCCGUCAGAAUAUUUUACAUUUAUGUGACUCCUCCAUUCUGAUAACGCAGAUGCUGCCAGUUAAAUGUGUCCUCAACCCCCCAAAACAGCCCACAUGUUUACUAUAAAACCUGUUCUUUAAUAGUAGCGGUGAUUAGACACGCAGCCUCAACAAAAAUCUGAUCUGUUUUCUUGUAAAUGGCGAUGUGCUGAGUCAUCAUUUAAGAGGAGAUUUGACAUCUGUUAAUGAGCACACACUAGCUCGCCUCACCAGCUGCGCCAACAUUCACCACCCAAAGCUUCCAGCCAGUCUCUCCACAGUUAUAAACCUUGUCCCCCCCCCCACCCGCAAACAAACAAACACCCUCACCCCCCUGCACACAACUCCUUACAAGUGGAGGAGAGGAGAGGAGAGGGGAGAGGAGAGGGGGAGAGGUGGAGAGAUGGAGAGGUGGCGCUCAGCGGGGGGCGUUUGGGGGUGAGGUUGAGCCAUUAGAGGCAGUAGAUUGACGACCUUAACCUCUCUCUCUCUCUCUCUCCUUGUUUCUCUUCCUCCACCCCCCACUCUCUAAUGUAGGGUAUCCCAGCCCUUGCUUGACCGCUGUGUGCCAGACUAUACCACUUUCACCACUGUGGGGGACUGGCUGGACGCCAUCAAGAUGAGCCGCUACCGUGACAACUUCGUCAACGCCGGAUUUGCUUCGUUUGACCUGGUGGCCCAGAUGACAGCAGAGUGAGUGGAGAGGGAGUGGAUUCAGCUAAUCAGGGCUGCAGUGAUUGACUGGGCUGAGUCGGAGAGUCAAAUUAGUGUAAAAAAGAUUGACCUUCAGGGAAUAAAAAUAGUUGUGUGGCUAAAUGAAACUUGAUAGGAUGUGAAAAAAAGGCCCUGAUGAGGCUGGGAUAUGAAACGGCUACUUUAAAGGAAAUAAAACCACAGAUUUCACUAUGCUAGUACAUUCAGCGGAUGAUUACAGUAUGAUUCAGGUUUAAUUUUGCUUUUAACUUUUUGAAAUAAGAGGUAAUAUUCAGACCUGUCAAAUGAAUUCGACUAAGUAAAAUAGACUUGUUUCAAAUGUGAAAAUUCUGGAUUUUCUUGCAACAAAAUCUGCAAAAAGACAUCAGUGAGAGGUUUCACCCGAGUGCAAAUUGAGCAAACACAAAAUCUGACAUGCUCUUCCUGCACUUUAACACGUAACCGACCAAUCAGGACAGGUUUGCUGUAGUUCAAUUAUGUAAUCAGGAUCAGGAACGGUAACAAUCAUCUUCUCCAGAAUUGACCACAUCAGACACAACAAUCAACCAAACCCCCGAAUUUAACAUCCUAGGAGGAAUUUUUGGCGAGUCCUUAGAGCUGUUUCCAUAGUUACAUCAUCCAGUUAACCUUGACCACUCACCUACCGUCUGCUGUGUUUACAAACAGGAAAUGAUGUAAUGGAAAUCAUGGAAAUGAGAGGCUAGUGAUGAUCAAAUAAAUGAAUUAGGAUUAUAAUGAUAAAUAAAUUAUCCUCAUUAGCGACAUAAUAGGCGAUGGAGGUGGGGGUAAUUUGUUUCAAUUUGGCCAGGCUGACAGGUGUGGUGUACUGUGGCUCUCUGUUGCCCUUAAUGGCCAGUAAUUCCUCUAAUGGUGCCCAUUUAUUAUCAUUUCAUCCUCUACCGCUGCACCGAUGGGGACGGGGAAAUAUGAAAAAACAGAAAACACCAUUUAUUUGUGUGAAAUUGCGGUGAUGCCCCCUUAUUUGGCUUUGGAGAGGAUAGAUGGGCCGUGUGGAUUUUUGUGUGCUUUCAUGAACGUUAAUGUGUGUGUGUGUGUGUGUGUGUGUGUGUGUGAGUGUGUGUGUGCGUGUUUGGUCGCACGCUUUUGCACAACAAUAGAUGGGGCCACAAAGUCAUUGAGACAAGCAGAGUGGAUGCCGUCUGUGUGUAAUAUUAGAUUAUCCAGUGUUUGUGUGUGCGUGUCUGUGUGACUAAACGGAGAGGACACAGACUUUCGCAAAGCCCCGACGGUCAGCUAAUCACCGCCCCAGACGCCGUUCCCUCUUUAGCUAGCGGCCAGGGAAAUCAAACAUGGGAGCGGAAAAGAAAGGUUCACAUGAUAUUAUUGUAGUGUUAAACCAACAUGGCCAUGACUGUUGGGUUAUUUUAACUAAUGACAGCAAAGGCAGGUGUGUUCUCCCGGGCCUUUUAGAGGAUGUAGGCAUGUCAACUGUACGUCAACAAUUUUGUGUUUUCCCACUGCACCCUCACACCGAGGUUCAAGUCCUUUACAUACUCCUAAAAAAAUCAUGCUGAAGCUUGUGUUAGCCCUCGGCUACAGGAAUAAUAUUCGCUCCUCAGCCGUAGUUUUUCUUGGACUCGUUCAAGCACUAAGGAACUUAAACUUUGAGUUUACUUAAAGCUGAUUUCACAGAGCAAUUCUAAGCAUGACUGAUGGGCUCUGUACUGAGUAAUCGGUCGAGUAUCUCACAGAUAAAGAUGAUUUUCUGCUUCCCUGUUUCUAUAGAUAAAUGGCAGGCUGGUGUGAAAUCUGCCAGCUGCUGCACAGUAGCAAAGUGUCCUUUAUAAUCAUUAACUAUCACAUUAUGGUCCCAUAACUCCCCUCUUCUUGCCCACCUGCCGGGCAACAGAAGUACGCUGCAUUAAGAUGGACAAUCAUUCGAUGAGAAUCCACAUCUUGUUGACAUAUAAGUCGGCCGUUUCAUGGAUGAUUGCCAGCCCACUCCUCUCGCCCUGUUCCCACCUGUUUGAGUGUGUUUACCUUGGAAUAAAAAGUGAAAUCUGCACCUCUUCAGACAUGUGAUGUUUGUUCUUUUAUGACUAGACCACCUGUCCUUAUUUUCUUCUUCUUCUUCCAUCUCCCUCCACAGGGACCUGCUGCGGAUAGGAGUGACGUUGGCUGGUCAUCAGAAGAAGAUUCUUGGUAGCAUUCAGGACAUGAGACUACAAAUGAACCAAACACUUCCUGUCCAGGUGUGA